Molecule: messenger RNA, 47934 nt
Organism: Pelobates cultripes (western spadefoot toad)
Lineage: Eukaryota; Metazoa; Chordata; Amphibia; Anura; Pelobatidae
Source: the annotation of a GenBank genome assembly
CUUAUAAACACACCCUGUUUGUGAUCUCUCUCCAGCUGAGCGUUCAGCCCCUGUUUGUGUUCUGGGUUCUGCACUCAGAAAGGACCCAUGAGACUGACACAGGGAGAAACACACUAAGGUAUGGUACCUUCUGGGGACUUUGUCAGUGUGGGAGCCCAUCAGAGACACAGGGAGGCAGUUAACUGACCCCAACUAACUAUGCUGCUCUUUGCUUAGUGAUAUUACUGAGCUUUUUUACCAGUUCCAUGUCUUCAUGGCAGUACCCACAGCUAACAGGGACUGGCACAGGACCUCAUGGCAUUCCAGGUACCCUUUAUCUCUUCCUGGAUAGUUCACAACGGGUCUGUAGUCACCUAUAGCGUCCUAGAGGGUUACUUAGCAUACUGGGAGUUGUGAUCCAUCGCAGCUUGAAUGCCAAUGAUACUCUACAGGUGGCUGUUGAAACCUGAAACUGGCUGGGCGUGAUAGGAGUCGCAGUUAACAGUGGUUGCCUACCUCUAUCACCCUAAACACAGCAUACAGGGGGUUAAAUAAGCCCAUUUAGCAGGAAAUAGAGCACUUGCCAUUGAGAGCUGUCAGUUUUUUUCCCCCUUGUUCAUUAAGUCACUUUAUUGCCCAUGGCUCAUUGCUGGUGUCAGUGUAUUCUGGACAAUUUUCCAGAGAGUCUGAUAUUUGUGGUACAGAUGUUGAUUGGGAUUUCGAUAUUGUGUGUGUGUGUUUUGUUUUGUUUUUUGAGCAUACAGGAGUUAGCAUGUUUGUAUGAUGUAUGAUCAUUGGGUGAGUUGUGGUCUUAAUUCUGGGGUAUUUAGGUGACAAUGCAGCAAUGGUUACUUACUUACAAGCUGACCACAGUUCUGAUCUCCUGUCACAUGAAGUGACCUGUUGAUUUGAGUUUGCAUGACUAUAUCAGAUAAUAGCCAACAUUCUAACAUAUACAGUAUAGAGCUCUUGCACAUUCAAUGCUUUCAUUAUUAGUUAUAAUAUUUUUGUAUUUUUGUACAUCAGUUCACUCCAUCUAUAAAUGUGUGACUUGCCAAAUGUUAUCUUACCCCAGCUGCAAUAUGCAGAAUAGCACAUAGCGGCAAUCAUCCUGUCAUACAAGAUGGAAGAAAUAAAAAAGAAUGUAUUUUGUGACAAAUUGUUACAACCAAAAACCAAAGGCAGGUUGAGGAAGCAAAUUCUCCAAUUCAGCUAGUUUUCCAAUUUGACUAUUCCCACCCAAAUGUGAAAUUUGUCAGUCAAUCCAGCAGAGUGUUGAAUUAACUCCUGAUGUUAACCUAUGUAUCAAUAAAGACUAAUCCCAUAACUCGCUGGUUAUAAAUCAGUCUCUCCGACAGUGUGUGCUUUAUAUCUGAUCCAGUUUCUUCUCCCUUUCCUGGACUGAAGUUGUACCCUCUCUUCUAUUCCCUUAUUAAUUUCUCUCUUUCUCUUUAAAAAUGUUAGGCCUAAUAUAGGUGACUUUAGGAACUUUUUCAGGGUUUGGCUAUUUUGGCAUUAAAUUUGAAAUUCACUUUGAAUUCCCAACAAUUCUCACUUUACUAAAUAGUGCUGACUGUGUCUCUCUCAUCAUACUCACCAAACAUUACUGUGAGUUUUAUUGUCGUGAAUGCUACUCAUAAAUCCGAAAUAAUUCCAUGUAUAACCACCCACCAUGCUCCAUAUUUCAUCUCCAUGGUAGAUUGGUAGAUUUUGUGCCCCGUGUUACAUAAAGCCCCCUUUGUCGUAAAUCAUUCGUCUUUAUCCAAAUCCCUCACAUGUCAUAUAUCAUGUUCCAUUAUUUCUCAUCUCAGCUCAACUAUUUAUCAUCCGGCUGUGGGUCCAAUUUAUUUCUCAUUUACCAUCAGGUUUUACUCUAUCUUGGCAUAUCUCGUCCUCCGCACUUGGCCAUAAUUUGUUGACUUUUGAGUCCCCUCCAUUUCUCUAGGAGGGAGGUCUUGGCCAUUGGUUAUCAGGUGCUUUGAUUUGUGCAAUCACUAGGCGGCAGUGACCCUCUCAGUGGAUAAGGACCUAGUUUGCCCCCUAAACAAAAUGCGCAACGUAGCCCAUAAAUUAUUGCCAGGCAGGUAAAGGUGCCUUAUAACGACUAUAACCAGUCCAUGGUUGGACCUUACAUACAGACCAUACUCAAUUGCUAGUUGGCCGUGUAGGAUGUCUUCCUAGAGAUUAUGCUCUGAAUGAAAAUUACAGGAUUAACGCAUGUUCACAUACCUUAUGUUGGGCUUGUUUCUACUUCCUUUUUUUGUUUUCUCAACAUUUUUUGUAUCUUAAUGAUUAUACUCCUUCCAACUCUAGAGACUUGCUUUUAUAUUAAAUAUAUUGUCUUCAUUGUGCUGGCUGUCAAUAUCUGUGCACAGCCAUUUUGUGUUUUUGUCAUCCCCCAUGUUUACUGUUUGCUCUUUGUGGGAUUCAUUUUACUGAUUCAAUUUGUGUAAAUAUGAUAGGCAGCUGAAACUGAACCUUGCUUAAAGGGACACCAUAAGCACCAACACAACUUUAGAGCAUGCCCCUGUAGUCGAACUUCUCAAUUCUUACAUAUAGGAAUUUCAUAUAAUUGUUUAUCUGGCUACAUUUCCCUUGGCUGAGACUCACGUAGUCUUACUACACACUUCCUGAAAACAAGUCUAAACAUUUUGGCUUCCUUUGAUGCACAGUGUUCUUAUCUCCUACUCUGCCUGCUAGAGUCUACUAGAGCCUCUUGUCUGUGAUUAAAGUCAAAUUAGCAGAGCAGGUGAAAUAAUCUUCUAAAGUAAACACACUGUGCUGUUAGAUCUGAUUAAAAGUGAAAUAAUUCUGUCAUGCCAUUGAAAACAUUGCCUUUCUGCUGGAACUGUAAUGUUUUCUUUGCAGGAUUAACCUAUGCUUUGUGAAAUAGAGACGAUCUGAUUGGUGUGGUGUGGCGUUUUGUUGUGCAUGUGCACUAGCCUCCCAAUGUUUUCCUACAAAAAAGAAGCAUUGGAUUGGGUCAUCGAACUUUAUGACAUCAGGCAAGGAGGUGGGACCAGCUGUGGACAUCGCAGCAUGGUGUUGGAUGCAAGGUGAGUUAACUCUUGAGGAGUUAACUUUUUUAACCUUUGUGACCUAAAUUGUGACUAGGGCACUAUAGCGUUAGUAAUACACAUUUGUAUUUGUUUUCCUAACAGUAUAGGGUUCCUUUAACUCCUAAAUAUUGGAGAUUUGAGCAGUGAGAUUGCAGGGACAAAUCUAUACACCAAAACCACUUAGAUAAAAUAAAGGUGUUUCGGUGUUUAGAGUAUUCCUGUAAGCUCUGCCCAUUGUCAAGUUUUGUCAACUUUACUGCUAAAAAUACUGAAAAGCAGUCCUUAAUUUUAGUUUUUUAUUUUAUGAAAACUGGAGUGUUCAGGAGAAAAAGUAAAGUUUCGUAGGCCGAGAGCUGUAUAGAAGCAGAUUAGAUACAUUUAUUUAUUUUUGGUGACAGAGCUGCAUAAGAUACAAAAAUGCAUUGCCAUGUCUGCUUGGAAAGUCAACCCUGUCAUUUUGUCUAUUUGUUUUUAACUAUAUUAUUAAUAUUGGCAUUUAUAAGGUACCAUUUUACAAAUUGCUGUACAAUGGGUAAAUAAACUUUUUGAAGAGAAGUGGUUUCCAUUUUGUAUUCCUCCUGAGUAUACCUCGGUAGUUUAGUGCUUUACUUAUGGUUGACACAGGAAUACCAGGAGAUAACUUUUGCCCCUAGCUACCAUCCUCCAGUCUUUGCCGAUCUCUUGGGAUACUGAAUGCCGUACUUUUGCAGUCACUUGAUUUGAAUAGUUGGCUAUAGUGAUCAGGUCUAUAAAUGGUAACAAUAAUGUAGAAUUUCUUCAAUUUGUGCAAUACCUUAUUGACUGCAGAAUGAUUGAGGUCAGAACCAUCAGCAUUAUCUCUGUAAAUCAAGAUGUUUCAUAGAGCAGGAGAAAGGAAAGCAAACUGAAUAUAAAAUGAAUGAUAAUUAAAAUAAUGCUCUUAAAGGGACACUCUAAGCAGCAGCUUAGUGUAUUGAUUUUGGUGCAAAGAGUCCCUGAAGUGUUUACAUUUGUCACUAGAUCUGCUUCCUGUUAGAGUCCCAAUCUUUCAAUUACGUUCUCGCUAUCGCAGAUCCUAUGUUCGCCAUCUUCACGUCCUGCACGAACGUGCUGUGCCAAUCAGCAUCUUUUCAUAAAUAAAGUACACAUUAUAUAAAUGCAUCUCUAUGAGGAGAUACCGAUUGGUGCAGUAAAAUGACUGACACACAUGUGCGUUAACCCGUUUAUUAAAUCUGUACUUCACUCCUGUAUUACGUUGCUCAUUUUACAUCUUUUUCUGGAACAGGCAGUGUAAUGUGAAAAAUAUAGCUCAACACAACAUCAAUAGGUUCUUCUCUUCUCCACAAUGUCCCAUAGGCUACAGGAAUGUAGAUGCCAUCAUGACCUGGCACACAAAAUGAAUUUAACAUUAAUUUUAUUUUUGCGCACUUCAAGAGGUUCUAUUACGAUCCUACCCAUUGCCCUACUGACUUACCUAUGGCUGUUUGCUAAGGUACAAUGGAGAUUCCAUCACCAACAAAGAGUAGAGCUGGUACACUUAUAGUUAGGUCCAGAAAUAUUUGGACACGGAUACAAUUUUCAUAAUUUUUUCUCUGUUUACCACCACAAUGGAUUUGAAAUGAAACAUCCAAGAAGCAAUUGAAGGGCAGACUUUCAGCUUUAAUUCAAGGGCUUGAACAAAAAUAUUGUGCUAAACAUUUAAGAAUUGCAACCAUUUUCAUACACAGUCCCUGUUUUAAGGGUCUCAAAUGUAAUUGGACAAUUUAACACAAUCAUAAAUAAAAUAUACAUUUUUAAUACUUUGCCAAGAAUCCUUUGUAGGCAAUGACUGCUUAAAAUGCAUGGACAUCACCAAACGUUGGAUUUACUCCUUUGUGAUGCUUUGCAAGGCCUUUACUGUCUACCAGCUGUCUUCGGUUGUUAUUUGUUUGUGGGUCUUUCUGCCUUAUGUUUUGUCUUCUGCAAGUGAAAUCCAUGCUCGAUUCGGUGGAAAUUAGGUGAUUGACUCGGCCAUUGCAGAAUAUUCCACUUUUUUUGCCUUAAAAAAACUUGCUUUCGCAGCAUGUUUUUGGAAUGCUGUUCCAGAACUGGGCUGACUUUUUUAGAUUUUUUUUUUGGCAACGUCUAUUGGCCUUUCUAUUCUUGAGGCUUAUGAAUGGUUUACACAUUGUGGUGAACCUUCUGUAUUUGCUCUUGUGAUGUCCUCUCUUUAUGGUAACUUGGAUAGCCAGCCUACUACCUGGAGUGUGUUCUUCACUUGGCUGGAUGUUCUGAAGGGGCUUAUCUUUACCAUGGAAAGGAUACUACGAUCACCCACCACUUUUGUCUUCCAUGAACAUCCAGGCCUUUUAGUGUUGCAGAGCUCACCGGUGUGUUUUUUUUUCCAGAAUGUAGCAAACUGUUGAUAUGGCCACUCCUGUUCCUGCCUUUCUCUCUAAUAGAGUUUUUUUGUUUGUUUGUGUUUUUGCAGCUAAUGGAUUUUUCAGGAUUUUCCUGUUUAACUUGCAUUGAGAGCUUCUUUGACCACAUUUUGUGGGUUCGCGUAAACAGCUUCCAAAUGCGGAAGCCACAUCUGGAAUCAACUCCGGGCCUUUUACCUGCUUAUUUGAUGAAGAAAUAACAAAGGAAAAACUCACAUUUGUUCAUGAAACUGCUUUUGAGUCAAUUGACCACUUUUGACUACUUGAAAAAGAGGGGGCUACAUAUUAAAGAGCUGUAAUUCUUAAACCCUUCCUUCAAUUUGAAUGAGGAUACCCUCAAAUUAAAGCUGAGAAUGCAUUUUAUCCCAUAUUCAUUAUGUAACUGUAACUUGAAUUUAUUUUGGUAUACAGCCUAAUUAACAAAAGUUGUGUCAGUGUCCAAAUAUUUUUGGGCCCAACUGUACAUUUCUAAACAAAAAAAACAACAAAUGCAUACUUCAGUGUUAUAUUCGGUAAAACAUAGACUACAUACUUUGCCAUGAACAUUGUAAGAGUGUCCCUGAUUAAAUGCCAGUCUACAAAUCCUAGCUGGGGCAGAUCUUGAUGAAUAUCGAAUAGGCCGGUUUGUACAGGAGUUUCCCAAACUUGUAGUUUAAUCCGCUGCUACAAUGCAGAGUUUAAUAAACAGAAUUCUAGGUUCAGUUUGCUCUCCAUAAAUGACAAAAAAGAAUUGGGGGCACACCCGGAACAUGCAUUUUGCAGAAAUAGUGCUGCCGUAGUGAUCAAAAUUCAUACAGAUUAACACAGAUUAAGCUGCAGCGCACACAUAAAAAUCAUUUUUUAAAUCUUAUAAAUUUACUUAAAAUCGCGUAUCUCAGCUACAAAAUAUGGGGAUUCAGUAACACAAUAUGGCCAUAUUGUGUUAAGCCCACCACUACUUCACAGUUCCCUAAUAUCGGUAGGUCCGACACUAAUUCCAAUAUGGGAGACAAAUUAAAUAGUACUAGUGCUAAAUAGAAGUGUAUUUAAUAAAUCUAUUUUAAAGCAUUGUGAGUAUAUAGAAUGCAAAAUGUGAUAAAAACUAAUAAAACACAGUGUCAAAACUAAACAAUUAAAGUGAUGGGUGUACUCACAAUGCAAAUUGGAUAUCUGCUCAGUGAAAGUGAUAAUAAAAGUGACAUUACUAUCCAAAAACUACUCUCCCUGCAAUGGCAAUGAAUUGAAAUCUCGUGUCUUGCCUUUCUGGAAGUGAGAUGGUUAAAAAACUAAUGUAUUCCAACAAACAGAACAUAAAAGUGCGGUCAGCUCCCGUUUCCUACUGUAAUAAGCUGCCACUGGAGAGGGUGGUUGAAGCACAAAGGGGAAAUUGCAUUUCUGUGAAAAAAGAAGAGAGCGUUUUUCUUUUUCCACCAAUCAGUAUUCAGUUCAUGCUUCUGAGAAGUUAACGUUUAACAACAGGGCUUGGGAAAUCCCAGGAGCCAGGAAGAGGCGACUCUUAGAAAAUAGUACUUCGAGUGCCUAGAUUCUUUCAUUUGUGUUUAUCCAAAACUAGAUGAGUCUUUCCUGGUUUCUCAGAAAAUCAGACAGGCACCUAAAUGUGUUUGUUUGACUCUUAAAUUAAAUGUAUCUGUUUUGAAGGGUAUUUAGACACUCAAGAUUCCGAGAACAUUGUUCCUGGCAUAUCCUGGCACAGAGAAUGUUGUUUUCCUCAAUGCUCAUUCUGCCUUUUUAAAUAAUUCUUUUCACAUGGAUUCUAUUAGUUUCCUGGUUACAUUUGGAUUUGAGACUUCCAAACUGGAGUUCCAAACAGAAAAAAAAAUAAAUUCAAGCCUUUAAUAAAAAAUUUUAUAAAAAUCUGAGCUCCUUAAAAAGGGGAGCUCUAGAAUAGUAAAGUGUAAAAAGGGGAAUUGGGGUCUCAAAGAAGGACAAUCUCUACUAAAGAGGGAAACGUGGAUGAUGGAUCUUCUCUUCUGCUCUAUAAUGUAACAUCAUUUUUUUAAAAGGCUCACUAAAUGCGCCAUAAUAUACAGUUUACUGUAGUGGUUAUAAAUAGGGAUGCACCGAAAUUUCGUCUGCUGAAAUUUUCGGCCGAAAAUGGGUCUAUCCAAUUUCAGCUGAAAACGGGUCAAAUUUGUGGAAAUGUAUUUUUUUAAUUAUUAUUUAUUUAUUUUUUAUAUUAUUUUUUUUUUUUGUAGUGCAUAGUUUAACAGACAUUCUUGACAAUUCAGAUGCUUAUAUAUCACAAUGAAAGAUAGUAAUGAUAACAUGAAAAGUCAAGAAUACUGCACUUGGGACGGAGGGGGAGAGAACACUAUGGAACAGGGGACGUGGGAAGAAACACUAUGGGACAGGGGAGGUGGGAAGAAACACUAUGGGACAGGGGAGGGGGGGAAAGAACACUAUGGGACAGGGGAGGGGGGAGGACACUAUGGGACAGGGGAGGGGUGUAAAGAACAUUAUGGGACGGGGGGGUGAAAAGAACACUAUUGGACCCAAGCGGCAAAACAUCGGGGCCGCACAUGAAGGGGUCCAUCUGGUGGCCCAUGCUGUUAGGGCCACCUGAUGGAGAUGGAUUUCCAGGGGUCCCAAUCACCGCUGGGCGCUUUAACAGCGGGACUGGGCCCCCUGUGAUGACAUCACACAGUGCUGGGAGGAAGUGACUGCCCCAGUCACUCCUCCCAGCAUACACAGAGCCCGCGCGGGAGGAAGGAGGAGGGAGUCAGAGUGGGAACUCUGACUCCUAUCAGGCUGAGCCCACAGUGGACCCCAGGGAAUGUCACCCCCCUGCAAAAGGUAGGAAACAGGAGGGUGACAAACAUUUUAUAUAUGUGUGUCUGUCUGUAUGUGUGUGUGUGUGUGUGUGUAUGUAUGCCUGUGUCUGUAUGUAUGUGUGGGGGGGUAUAUAUGUGUGUGUGUGUCUCUGUAUGUGUGUGUGUGUCUGUAUGUAUGCCUGUGUCUGUAUGUAUGUUUCGGGGGGUGGGCCCACAGAUCAGUUUCGCACUUUGUGUAUGGGUGUGUGUGUGUCUGUAUAUAUGUAUGUCUCUGUAUGUAUGUAUGAAAAACAAAAGAAAGUAGCGCUUAUAUUUCGAACAAUAAGUUAUCACCUUUUGGUAACAUUGAGGAGACGAAAAAACUUGAACAAUCGAUGAAUCGAAUACCUACAACACAAAUAAUCGAAUAUAGUGUAGACAGUAUGAUACUGAAUAAUAUAUUACACAUAAAUAGUAAAGCUCACUCACAAACAGGGAGCUAUAGACCUAGCUCCAGUUAAAAUUGCAUACGGAUCCGUUUAGGCGAUCCUCCCCUAUUUAAAAGAUAAAACGUAUCUUGUCCUGAGGGUAAAGCAGAAACGGAAAACGAUUGCGCAGUAUCGUUGAUAAAUAAUCAAAGUAUAAUAAAAUUCCCAAGUGGGUACUUACAAGGUUGGAGUCAAAACCUAUGACUCAAUUCACACGUUUUGUGCAGUUAGGGACUGCACUCCCAUCUGUGGUAAAUGAAUCCAGGGGUCCAAAACAAACUUCAAUUUAUUAAAACAAUAAAUAAAUAUAAAAUAAUAUGCAGCAAUAUGCUUUAAACCAAAAAAUACCCCUUGGUUAGAGAAUGCGCCUAAAGGACAAUUCCUUAGGAUCCGAAGGAAUUGCAGCGAUUUAAUACAUUAUGAGGAUCAGUCCACACGAAUUAAGACUGAUUUCCUGGCCAAGGGGUAUGAUGCUAACAGACUUCAAACCUCUAGACUAGAGAUAAAGGAUAGAGAAAGGAAAGAGUUACUAUCAUAUAAAAAAAGAACAGAUGGUACUGGUAUAGAGCAUAUUGCUGCACAUUAUUUUUUGGUUUAAAGCAUAUUGCUGCAUAUUAUUUUAUAUUUAUUUAUUUAUUGUUUUAAUAAAUUGAAGUUUGUUUUGGACCCCUGGAUUCAUUUACCACAGAUGGGAGUGCAGUCCCUAACUGCACAAAACGUGUGAACUGAGUCAUAGGUUUUGACUCCAACCUUGUAAGUACCCACUUGGGAAUUUUAUUAUACUUUGAUUAUUUAUCAACGAUACUGCGCAAUCGUUUUCCGUUUCUGCUUUACCCUCAGGACAAGAUACGUUUCAUCUUUUAAAUAGGGGAGGAUCGCCUAAACGGAUCCAUAUGCGAUUUUAACUGGAGCUAGGUCUAUAGCUCCCUGUUUGUGAGUGAGCUUUACUAUUUAUGUGUAAUAUAUUAUUUAGUAUCAUACUGUCUACACUAUAUUCGAUUAUUUGUGUUGUAGGUAUUCGAUUCAUCGAUUGUUCAAGUUUUUUCGUCUCCUCAAUGUUACCAAAAGGUGAUAACUUAUUGUUCGAAAUAUAAGCGCUACAUUCUUUUGUUUUUCAUAUAUUUUAUUUGCAAGUUUAGAAGGUUUUGCCUGAAUGUUUAGCAGCUAAUCUUUGUUAUAAUCUAUUUCAUUGGUAUAUUAUUUUAAAUAUUGAUACAUACAAGCGCUGGUUCUUACUUCCAAUUUUCUCUGUAUGUAUGUGUCUGUAACAUACAGACACAUACAUACAGAGACACACACAUACAUACACAUACACACAGACAUACAUACAGACACACACACAUACAGACUGUAUGUAUGUGUCUGUAAGUGUUUGUGUGUGUGUCUGUAUGUAUGUGUGUUUGUGUGCCUACGUAUGUGUAUGUGUCUGUGUGUCUGUAUGUAUGUGUCUGCGUAUGUCUGUCAGGGGUGUGUGUGUCUGUAUGUAUGUGUCUGUCGGGGGGUUAUGUGUGUGUUUUUCUGUCUGUAUGUGUGUGUCUGUCUCUGUGUAUGUGUCUGUGUGUGUCUGUGUGUGUGUGUGUCUGUAUGUGAGGCUGUGUCUGUAUGUAUGUGUGGGGGGGUGUAUGUGUGUGUGUCUUUCUGUAUGUGUGUGUGUGUCUGUAUGUAUGCCUGUGUCUGUAUGUAUGUUUCGGGGGGUGGACCCACGGAUCAGUUUCGCACUGGGGCCCCAUGGAUUGUGUUUCAUUAAAACGUCUAAUAUGAUAAAAUUAUAUAUAAAAAAAAAUAUUUUAAAAUAAUUUGGUGGAAAUAGUAAUUUUCGGUUUCGGUUUUUGUCCAAGGGCAUCCUGAAUUUUCGGAUUCGGUUUCUGCCCAGAAUAUUCAUUUCGGUGCAUCCCUAAUUAUAAAUCAAUGCGAUGGUGGAGCAUUCUGUUGAGGUUUUACCGGCAUUUGACGCCAACUCCCCACCCACCAGCUGGAAACCUAACAAUGAAGAAGUUCAAUCCUACCAUAAAAAUUAUAUUUAUGGUGUGGGCAUUCAUUGCACAGGUUACACUGUAUCAGUUUGGUGGCAACAAAAAGCUUAGCAGUAAUUAGCCACCAAAAGGGUUAAAUUAUUGUGUACCCCAGAGUUUAACAAAGUAUAUUUUCAUUCAGUACAAGAAUCUUCACCAUAAUCAGAAAAUUUCACUUUUAUUUGUUAGUGGGCUUUGGAUGAAGCCGUGCAAAUUUGAGGAACAUUAUCCAUAGCUUCUUAGCAUCAUAACCAUUAAGUGGUUAUAGUACUUGCAGAGUCUAGUUAACAUUUUAUUAUGUAUUUAUUUUAAAAAGCCCACUUUCCUGCUCAGUGAAAACCAUGCAAAUUAUACGGGUUAUUUUCUAAAGUUCUUUUUUUUUAUCCUGAUGGAUAAAAUUUGGUGCAAAUUAGCAGGUUCUGGUCGAAAUCCAAUCUUUUCAACUGAAUAAACACAAUUUAUUUGGUACCAUUAGAUCUCUGAUUUAAAAUCAGUACAGCCGAUUAUUAUGGGGGUGAGGGGAAUGAAGUUUCAUUAUCCCCUCAUACCCAAUACCUAUUAGUGGCAUGUUGGGGGUUAGUAAUAUAAUAAUAUGUAAUAAAGGGGGGACAUGCCCAUUUUCUUUCUCCCCAAUAAAUAUUGCACUCUGGUAGCAUCCCCAAGCUAUCCGCUCCCCCUAAUAUGUUUCUUACCUAGGCCUGCAAACUAAUAUCAUGCUAGUAAGUGGGGAACAAUAGAUCUGAAAUAAUGAAAAGGAAAAUCUACAUAGAUAUAUAUAUAUAAAAAGAUUUAUAUACUACCCUUUUCAUAAAAAUGCAGAUUAAAAUACAGUAUAUUGGGGCGGAGCCUGGACUGCAAGCAGGCAAGACAUGCAUCACACGAGCUCCUGCUUCGAAUACCGAAUACCCGGUGAUAUCCUGGGCUGGCAACCUGGUGACAUCUACUCAAGGUAAUUCCCAUGCUGGGGGCACCUAAACCUACCGGUGGAUACCUUACUCGACGCCCUAAGGUAACAGGAACCGCGGCGGCAGGUUGUGGCCUACUGGACUCAGACCGGGGGAGAGAAAUCCGCUCUCCUCCCGCUGAAUUAAACUACUCUAAGCACGACUCCACAGCCCCCCCUGUGGACUGGCAGGGGAUAUCCCGGUCCCCCCCUGGAGAGUGGAGUGCAGUCAGGUACACCAACGUUACCCCUGUAGCCCACUGGGCAGAUCACACAGUGCAUCCAUAUCCCCAUGAUGGCGGACGUAGCCUACACAACAGCACGUGGCACAGCUUCGACUAAGGGGACACUCGGUGACACCUAUGCCUACUCACUGAGGUGGCUGGACCAAAUCUUCCAGGUCUUUUGGCUUAAGGUACAAGCCUAUCUGCAAGUCACCGCUACCUACAGCUCAGUGCCGUGGAAGAAAAACAGGAGAAUGGGACACUCAGGCACGGUAAAGCCUCCUUAGAGCAUUAAAACUAAAACGUAGCUCCCGCGACCCCACUACCGCUCGCCCAGACGCAGUGCCACAUGAGGCAAGACCUCCAAGCAUCGUCCAUGCAGGUGGAGAACUGUGCACCAGCCGAGAAGAAUACUUACUACCUCCGUCACCCCUGUGAUAGGGAUAGGCUUGGUCCUUCGAUGAAUCCAGGUCUGUUGUUCACAAAUGCCGAGUAGGCACCACGCUUCACAGUACCACCAACCCAGUGAUGCAGCUACCCUGCCACCUGACCGAAUCGGCUAAGCUAGAUUCUGGGACUGAUACCGGGCUGGACUAUCCCCUUAACAACCAGAGAAGCUAAUUUUGCUUUUAAAUGCCAUGCACCAAACCUUGCCUUUUAUAUUCUUUCUUAUAAUUUGCUUUUCAUUUCUGUUACCUCUCCUUACGCUGUCUAAUGCCACUGCAGUGCAGCAUACUACUGAUACUGCACCCAGGGUUGCACUAACUGCGAUCUCGAUAGCAUGUUUAUCUAAAGUAACACUUGGAUAUAUCAACAUGUCUAGCUAGAUGGCCAAGUUACCAACCUUCAAUGAGCAUAACUAGUUUGAUUCAAAGUAUUUGGCCCUCCUUGUUUACUCUAGUAGUUAGACAUGAUUGAGUAGCUUGAGUUCCUCUUGUUUCUACAACAUUAUAAAAUAGGAGUCGUACCCUUAGUAGAUAGGGGUGUCUAUGAGUAUACAUCUGUGUAAAUUUCUCGACCCACUCAUACAGGUCAGAAUUAACUAUUGUGCUAUGCUUAUCAGGGCCCUCUUUAAUAUUGAUUGGACCCUGGGCAAAACAUUUGCUUGGGCCCCCUGGAUCCUGUACACCCAGGCGUGCAAUCACAUCACCCUUAACGCAGUGGCAACCUAAUGUAGAGAGGUGCAAGAAUAUUUUUUGGGCCUCCCUUUUGCAAGGAUGGUUAAAAGGUAGAUCCCCAUCUGUCGUGCAACUCCACAAUGCCUUGACAACUGGGGCUCUACCAUUUACCCAUGUUUGCAUUUAGCACUAAGCAGUUAUUGGUGUGUUUCAAUGUAAACAGGUUUUUGUACGGAAUAUGUUUGUAUGUGGUGUUGGCGUUUGAAUGUAAGCGUGUAUUUAUGUGUAGUGUUGGUUUUUGAAUGCAGGGGUGUGUAUACAUAUAAUGUUGGUCUUUAACACAGACAUGUAUUUGUAUGUAGUGCUGGAGCUUGAAUGCAGGGGUGUAUUUGUGUGUAGAGUUAGCGUGUGAAUGUUAAAAAUUAAAAAUACAGUAUAUUACGGCAAACUUUAAAAUAAAAAAUAAAAACCCGGUUCACAAAAAUGCUCAGGGGGGGGGGGAGGGGGGGGGAAUGCAAAUAUAAACCAAUCCAAAUGGUUCUACUGGGCUAAAUGUGUGAGAUUCCAAGAUGGCCACAUCCACCCUGGAAGAAAACAGAUCUAUAAGUGGUAAUUCCAGCUCUACGGACUAUAAAUUAUUAAGAUUAAUUAAAAUGAAGCUUUGUUUUAAACAGACUUAUGUAAAGAUCAUCUUAGUGGCAAUGCAACUUUAACAUUUUCAUGUAGAUUAUAUAUGUGUUUGUUCUGGGACUAAGCAUUGAAUUGAAAUUCCUUUCCGUGCUCUGAAAUCGCAUCAAAUAUUUAACGUUUUGUGACCUCUGUCUAAAUGUAGCAUAGCUAUAUCCCUUUGCAAUCUUCUUAUCUCACUGUAAUUUACAUGCCUUUUCCCAGAAUUUGCAUAAAUACAGUUUAUUAUAAUAGAAACCAACAAUGAAUAAAUAAUGGACAAGUCUCGCAAACACCCCAUCUAAACGUUUUUUCUAAAACAAUUUCACAUUUUAGCAGCGUAAACAGGGUUACUCUCAGUGUAUCAAUAAUUCAGUAAGAUAGUCUAUUGGCCUUUUUUUUUAUUGCCACAUUAAAGCUGAAGAAAGGAGUCGUGAUUGCAGGUUGGGACCUACGGAGGAUACUUCUAGUUCUGAGAUACUGUUUGAAAAACCUUCCAAAUUCAUUUUUUACAAAAAAUUCUAUAGACUUUCAUGGUGACUUCUGUAGAUGAAUCAUUUUGAAAGUUUUUUUAACCAUAUUGAAUCAUUUAGAAAGCUUAUUAAAUCAAGGCUUUUGUCCACUACUUGAUCUCAUUAGACUGAGAGAACAGUUAGGGAUAAGUCUUUAGAGACUAAGUCCAGGCCAGCAAAAGUCCCCUUGAAGAAGAGGUUUGGGAAUUUUCCUCCGGAGGAAUAUUUUAGAUAUUAAACAUUUAUUCACCAGCUGAAAGAAUUUUAGUUUGCCACAUGCCUGAUCUUGGAUCUAGGCUCACAUAUGGGCUGAAAAGCUGUAUUUAAAAGCUUUGUUUAAGCCUACGAACGCAAAGCUCUUUGACACAGUCCUCCGAACACCAUGCGGCAAAGCAGCUUUGGGCCUUGAUUAAAUAUGUUUGAAUACGUUUUUUAAAUAAUUUAUUAUUGUUGGAUAAACUAUUUAAAUUAUUUUAAUCAAAAUGUUCAAAUAUUAUUCAAAAUAUUAAAUCAUUUUCAAAAGUUUAUCCAAAAAUAUUUAAUCAAGGUCUUAGUGAUAUUUUUGUUUUGUGUUGUUUUUUAAUUUGUAUUGUUUUCUAAUUCUAUUUUUAUGGCCCAAAUUUUAAAUUCACUCUAAACUGUAUUUAAAUUUCUUAAAAAUUCACAUUUUCAUGAAUAACCUCUGUCUACAAAAUAAUUUUGUACUGUAUUUGCAAACCACCGCAUAAUCACAGCACUAUGUGCCAAAUAAAAACAAUGACAGAACUCGACAACUUAAGGAUAAUAAGAACAAUGGCAGAUUGGGCUGGAGGAGGGGUGGAUUCAGUUCCUGGAGUCUGUUGGGAAAGCAGGGAGUCCUUGUUUCCCCUCGAUGUGCAGCAAUAACAGCAGCGGGUGGAGGCCGUGUUUAGCUCCGCCCCCGCUGCCGGUUUGGCUCCCCCGCCGAUUAGCUCCACCCCCAUUUUUACAUGUGGCGGCUUUAAAGUUCUGGGCUGCCUGUCCCUGCGUGUGUGACCUGUGCGGCUGCGAUGGCAACCUGUCCCUGCUGCACAACUCACACAUCCUAAGGCCGCCCUGGUCAUGGCACCCCCGUAGUGAGUGUCACAAGGGGCAGACCGCCCCUCGGGGUCCCCCCCCCCUUAGUAUGCCACUGGCCCCUACAUUUCCUUAUGUAACAAAACUACACAAUUGAUGAAACCAAGAAAAUCGGAUUGGGAACACAACCACGCAAAUUAAUUUUCAGGGGACAUCGGGACAUUCCGUUUGUGUUUCCUAAGGAAUUUAAGGGACGUCUCCCACUUUUCUGCUCCUGACAUUUUAGUUUAUAAAGGAGCCUUGUCUCUGUACACUGAGAAAGCUGCGGUGAUUAAUCUCUUAUUCUGCUGCAACGGACGCCAUUAUCACUCAUUGGGUUAUUGUGAGCACAGAAACUGAAGGACGUUAAUGGUGACUAAUGUGGAUUUGUGUAUAAUUGGAUUUAAUGUAAUGUCACGGAUACAGGAAAUUGGCCUUGUGUGCAUACACUUUCUGGAAAGCAUGAUUUUAUUUAAAGAGGUACUUUGCUCCGUAAUUGCCUACCCACCACAUAAGAAAACUGCCUAUUAUUUACAUAUACUUAAUUUUAUAUUGCAUGUAGGAUAUAAAGAGCCAUAUCAUAUCUCCUUCAUGGUGGAAUACAGGGAUUUGCUCAGAAAACCACAGAUUCUGAUUGGUUGCUAACAAUGCUUUCUGCAGCUUUGUUGGUUUCCGCUAAUAACUGUCACUCAGUGUUAAAAACUGGGAUAAUUCCAAGAUGGCUGACUCCACACCGGGAAAAAAAAAACAGAUUAUCAUGUUGCAAUUACAGCUAUACUUAACUAUACCUUGCUCAGAUGCUCUAAAAUGAUUGUUUUUUUUAAUUGACUUAACCACAGAUUAUUGUAACAUGUUCUAUUAUAUUAUUGCUUUCGCCACAUUUUUUCUAAUUAACUACUUGCAGAACCACUUCCAAUAAGAAAUCAUUUAAAGUUAUAUACUUCUCCCGACAUCACCGGAAUGGAGGAGAACCCAAGAGCCGGGGGCAAUACGUGGGCGGGCCCGGGCCCCUCUUAGCGUGGUGCUUGUCCCCUCCCCCCCCGAUCUCUCCUUUUCUCCCUAUCUUCUUCCCCCCCUCCUUACCCCUUUACACUUGCCCCCCCCAUACUCAUACUGUGAUUAAGAUGAGUUGAGGAACACUAGACAUAGAGGGAUGCACACCUUUUAUUAAGCAUUAAACGCAAUGAGUAUCCUGUUAUCUCUUCAAUAGUCACCAACCAGCCAUCGGUAUGUGGCUUCCAAAAAAGCCCAUCUAUGGACUGCUUUAACUGCUGAUAAACACUAGCAAUUAAAAAUAACGGCCAUGACAACUUAAAAUAGAGAUAAAACACAGGUACAGUUUUAAAAGGAGAGUUAAAGUGGGCUUUAAAGUUGGAGCUUGGCUUUUCCUGAAGGAGUAAUUCUGAUCAUAUACUGGACAGUAUGACUAUAGGGACACUUUGGUGGCCUCUCUGAAUGCCUGUAUCAUGCAUUUCUGGAACAAUGGCAGAAAACCAUAAUCCAGAAUAAAUCUAAAAUAUAACACGACAGUAGGUCAUUCUAUAACUCUGUAAGUCUACGAUAGGGGAAAUCAGUGGCGGAACUAAUGUAGAGAGGGCCCUGGUGUAUGACAUUUUUGUGGCCUAUCCUCUAGUAAAAGAGAGGCUAAAAAGUAGAACCCCAUCAGUCAUACCACUCCCAAGUUUCUAUGUCAGCUGGGGAUCUACCAUUUGCCUAUCCUUGCAGGGUUGUAUUUGUGAGCAGUGUUUGUGCGUUUGAAUGUAAGCAUAUCUUUCUAUAGAGUAUAUGUGUGCAUGUAGGGGUGUAUUGUUGCCAUUGGAAUGCUGUGUGUGGAGUUGUGUGUAGUGUUUGUGUUUGAAUGUGGAUGUACACUAGUGUGUAGUAUUGGUGUUUUGAGUGAAGGGGUGUUUGUAUAUGUUUGGAGUUUGAAUGCAAGAGUGGGUUUGCAUGCUGUGUUUGUGUUUGAUUGCUUGGAUUUUUGUAUAUAUACACAUGCGUUGCACAUUCAUACAUAGAUACAUACAAACUUACACAGAUAUAUUUACACAUUGACACACAGAUGCACACAUAUAAACACAGUGACACAUACACAAAUUCAUAUAAACACUGACAUUUACAAACACCCUGACACACAGACACACAGACAUAUACCUUGGCGCACAUACUCACACUGACACAGAUGCACACACUUUGACACAGAUACACACACUGAUACAGACACUGUGACACCUAGACACACACCAUCUGACACAUAAGUGUCAUAAUUGUUAUAUUUGCAUCCACCAUCCUGUUAACAUACCUUUUGUGUGCAGGAAGGUGACUUGCUUAGGGUCCUGCUGAUGGCUGAGGCAGAUGGGAGUGUGGGUUUGUAACAGCUCUCUCCUUGCUCCUCUCCCCUCUGUUGCCAGUGCUGCGCCCCCUCCUCUCCCUUUAUUUCCUACAGCUCCUACGUUUUCUACCAUUAUUGGUCUUCUCACUUGAUUAAUGAAUAAAAUCAACAUUUAGUGGGUAUCUGUAAACAUCAUUAUACUCAUAAAAAAAAUAAAACAAUAAUAAUAAUAAGUUUCCCCCAUCAGUCAUGCAGUUCGUAAUGAAAUGACUCUCCAAGUCUACUUUAUAGUUUUUUUCAUGUCAUGCAUUAAAUCAAGCAUUCAGAUUUUAAAAUGUAUCCUGCCCAAUGAUGCUGUUGUUAUAAUUUGUCCCCUCACUGCUUUUGCAGAGAUCACAUGGUCCUGAACUGGACCUCUGAUUAUGCAUUGUCCACAUUGGGUAGAGAAGCCUCUAAGACAGGGGUUCCCAACCCAGUCCUCAAGUCCCCCAUACCAGUCCCGGAUUUAGGGACUACCCUGUUGUGUCUAAAGUGUUUUUCCCCUAAAAACACCUUAGACACAAUUGAGUAAUCCUUAAAUCCUGGACUGUUAGGGGGUACUUGAGGACUGGGUUGGGAACCACUGCUCUAAGAGAAUCAAUAAAUGAAGUUUCCUCUAAACUUUGUCUUAAAUUACCCUUUCAGAUCCAGAACAGAACAGCCUGUACUUUACCACGGGGGCCCACUAUUGAGAGCAGAACACUUUGUGAAAUUCCUAUAUGUUAUUGAACCUCCUUAAUUUUCUGGCAUAAACACAUGAACUCCAAAAUUCGUAAGGAGGUGAGCUUGUGUAGGCAAACCACUGACAGCCAAGGACUUUCUCAUACUGUCUCCUCUCACAUUGUGCCUACCUGUAUUUGACUAAUAUGUGGAUAUCCCUAAUUUGCACUGUAGGAGACUUAGACACUAUCUGUAAUUGCAUUUAUGUUCUUCCCAGACCUUUUAAUAGUAGAUAACCUUGAGUGGGUAAAUUCCAUCAAUCAUCUUAAUUGACUGUUCUGACUCAUGGUUGGUGGUCCACAUAGGCAUCACAAUAAUAAAGUCUGAGGGCACAGCACAACUUUGUUGUACAUUGUGACAUUAUCACACUUCAUUAUUUGGACAGGGUAAUUUUAACACAUUUUUCACUCUUAUAGGGAUAUAAUAUGCAAUAAUUUCCUGGAAUAAGAGGGUCAGUACGCUUCGCCAAUAUUUUUGCUGUUGAUACUAAUUGUGUUAAACUAUUUUCAGAUUCUCCAUUUUCUAAUAAAUGUGUAUUAAAGAUUAGCAAAUUCCAAACAAGACAAAGCGAGGGCACACAUUGUAAAUGUAGUGGAGAAAUAGUAGAAACGUUGUUUCAUUUUAUUUUCUCCAUUCUCUGUAGUUUUCUCUAUGCUGAAUGGCAGGUGCAAAGGACAGAAUUGAUAACAUUGCUUGACUGCAGGUUAACGAGUGCGAAUUGAGACAUUUAAUUUUAAUUUUCACUCCUCACAAAUAUAUAUUUUUUGAGAAAUAUUGAGAUAAGUAAACAUAAUAUUAAGAACCAUGGGAAGUAUCAAUCCCACUUAAAAGGUUACUCCAACCAAAAACCAAUGUUUUCAUAAAACACUGGUUUGGGGUUAGAGUAACCAUUUCUGAGGUGGUCCACCCCUUAUCAUAAUAUAAUAUCAUUUUAACAAAAAGUUGAGAUUUACCUCCUUUCUAUUCUCCGUCCUCACUAUGUCCUCAGACUUAUCCUUGAUUGACGUUGAUAGGGAAGUUAAGGAAGAUAGAAUGAGGUAAAGGCAGGUCUGGCAUAGAAGGGGGACGAUGCCACAAUUGCCCCAAAUUGGUUAACGAUGCUGCUGGUGGUGGAGUUACACUUCCAGCAUGUUAGGGUUUAAUUUUUGUAAGUGCAGCAUUUCCAAAUGAAGAAACAUUGCACAUGAAGACACCAUGACCACGUGAUUUUAGUGCUUGGAGUAACUCUUUAAAUUCAAUCUUAUUCUGUAAUGGGGGUUAGUUGGAAGAGCUAAGGGUGAGUGCUGCAGUUUACGUUGCUCUUUUUUUUGUAGAGGGAGGAAAAUUGUGUUUUUUUACAUAAAGGUAGGGUUUGGUGGUAGUUUUGGUUUUAGGAUCAGAUUGAUUUUUUUUAUACAAAAUUUAAAGAAACGAAAUGGCAAAAUGUAUAGGUUCGUACUAUUUCCGUUUAUUGUGGAGGAUGCAAAGGUAAGGCAAGGACAAAACAAAUGGGUAAAACAUGAUAAUUAUACUGAGAUUACAAUCACUUUGUUUUCAAAGAAACUCUUAUCUCCCAUAGACAGAAUCCUGUAUUCACCAGAUACUACAUUACCACACGCUCUAUUUGUUUAUAAUGUCAGAUGUACUUUUAUAAGUUUUUUGACUGUAUUUGUUGUUUGCAGGACUGCAGCUAAUACCUAAUACCUCCCAAUAUUUCAAAUAGACAAAGAGGAACACUUUAAUUUUAAGGGUGUGAGUGGGGGUGUGGCCAGGGGUGGGGCUGUUCUGAGAAAAUGUAGGUAACUUUACUAAUAAUCAUUUAUACAACUAAAAUGUAAUUUAGAACAAGAACAAUGUAUCUUAUUUACAAAGACUGGGUUUUAAACACAUUUAUUGUAGUUUUAAAAGGCACAUUACUGGGAGUAUUGUUGCUGUGAUGCUCUGUUAUACACUCAGACACAUUACUGGGAGUAUUAUUGCUGUGAUGCUCUGUUAUACACUCAGACACAUUACUGGGAGUAUUAUUGCUGUGGAGCUCGGUUAUACACUCAGACACAUUACUGGGAGUAUUAUUGCUGUGGAGCUCUGUUAUACACUCAGUCACAUUACUGGGAGUAUUAUUACUGUGGAGCUCUGUUAUACACUCAGACACAUUACUGGGAGUAUUAUUGCUGUGGAGCUCUGUUAUACACUCAGACACAUUACUGGGAGUAUUAUUGCUGUGGGCUCUGUUAUACACUCAGACACAUUAUUGGGAGUAUUAUUACUGUGGAGCUCUGUUAUACACUCAGACACAUUACUGGGAGUAUUAUUGCUGUGGAGCUCUGUUAUACACUCAGACACAUUACUGGGAGUAUUAUUGCUGUGAGCUCUGUUAUACACUCAGACACAUUACUGGGAGUAUUAUUGCUGUGGAGCUCUGUUAUACACUCAGACACAUUACUGGGAGUAUUAUUGCUGUGGAGCUCUGUUAUACACUCAGACACAUUACUGGGAGUAUUCUUGCUGUGGAGCUCUGUUAUACACUCAGCACAUUACUGGGAGUAUUAUUGCUGUGGAGCUCUGUUAUACACUCAGACACAUUACUGGGAGUAUUAUUGCUGUGGAGCUCUGUUAUAUACUCAGACACAUUACUGGGAGUAUUAUUGCUGUGGAGCUCUGUUAUACACUCAGACACAUUACUGGGAGUGUUAUUGCUGUGGAGCUAUAUUAUACAAUCAGCUCCACAGCAAUAAUACUCCCAGUAAUGUGUCUAAAUUAUACACUCGGACACAUUACUGGGAGUAUUAUUGCUGUGGAGCUCUGUUAUACACUCAGGCACAUUACUGGGAGUAUUAUUGCUGUGGAGCUCUGUUAUACACUCAGACACAUUACUGGGAGUAUUAUUGCUGUGAUGCUCUGUUAUACACUCAGACACAUUACUGGGAGUAUUAUUGCUGUGGGGCUCUGUUAUACACUCGGACACAUUACUGGGAGUAUUAUUGCUGCGGAGCUCUGUUAUACACUCAGACACAUUACUGGGAGUAUUAUUGCUGUGGAGCUCUGUUAUACAAUCAGACACAUUACUGGGAGUAUUAUUGCUGUGGAGCUCUGUUAUACACUCAGACACAUUACUGGGAGUAUUAUUGCUGUGGAGCUCUGUUAUACACUCAGACACAUUACUGGGAGUAUUAUUGCUGUGGAGCUCUGUUAUACACUCAGACACAUUACUGGGAGUAUUAUUGCUGUGGAGCUCUGUUAUACACUCAGACACAUUACUGGGAGUAUUGUUGCUGUGAUGCUCUGUUAUACACUCAGACACAUUACUGGGAGUAUUAUUGCUGUGAUGCUCUGUUAUACACUCAGACAAACCGACAGUAUGGAGCUCCUAGAAAAGAGGGACAGAUGGAUUUGAAAUCAAAAUAGACUGUCCUUCCUAAAUAGUGACACUUGGGAUAUAACAUUCUAAGCACUAUAACUACUGCUGUUAAAUGGAAUAGUGAUAGUGCAAGGCGUAUUUGGUUGCAGUUUGACAAAAAUAACUUUCACUAGGGGAUUUAGUGACAAGGGGUUAAGUGGUGUCCUGGUCACAAGUAUACUACUGGUAAGCAUAUCACCCAACUGUCUUUUGCUCUGUGCCCUCCUUUUAGGUAAAUACAAACAUGGGCUGAUGGGAGGGCAUAGUGGGAUAGAUUUUUCCUGUUUAAUGUUUUUACACUGUUAAUUGGUACAAACAUAAACUCAGUUUAGCAGAUGGGCAAACAGAACACACGCAGUAUUGUGUCUAUGUAAAUAUGUGAUGACAUAAUCUGGUUUACUGAGUGUCCGUCCUGUUAUCAACAAGCAGAAAAACAUAAAAAAUGCCUAUUUCACUCAAAUAGCAAAGUCUGGUUCUUGGACUUUUUGCUUGAAACGUUUCCAGCAAUCAUUACAAAUAAUACCAAACGAAAGAAGUUACAAUAUUUAAGUGAACCUGACAUGACAACUUCAUUUAACCUUUAAUGAGUAAAUGCUAGACUUUUCCACCAUCACAGUACGGUAAGUGUUGGCCCUGCGCAGUCAUUGUAGACCCUACGCAAAAAUUACAUUUUUCACUACUUUCGUUUUGGAUGCUCUGUACAGCCCUAAAGCCAUUAACUGAGUGAAUCAUUCCAUUUUGUAAUGGGAUCUGUAAAGAGCAUAUUGUUAUGUUAUCAGAAACCAUCAUUGGUACUGAAGGGUUAACUCUCCAGCUGGCCUGUUCUCAUCAGUUUAGGCUGCACCCGAGAUUCAUAGGGCCCGUGGACCAUAUGUUUGACAGCCCUAGUGUAGGUGACUAGGUGGGUAGAGGUAUGUGAACUGGGAGGUAAACAAUGGGUAAAAUGUGACAGGGUGGGCAAGUGUGACCAGGUUGAUAAAUAUAUGUAAUUCAGUGAAUAGGGUGAAUGAGACUAGGUGAGUGUUUGGGACUGUCCUGCGAAAACAGGACGGUUGUAAGGACUGUUUGUGUGGGAAUGUGACAGGGUGUAUGUGAAAGAGAGUAGAACAGGUGAAUGAAAAUAAAUAGGGGUGUUGUGAGGGGCUGUGAGAGAGAAAGAGUGUGUUGACGUCACGGCCAUGCAAUCUGUUAACAAGCUAGUUGGGUGGGCAACUGUAAAGAGAAUCCUCACACUAACUAAAUCUGCCUUCGCCCUCAGUACCUACCUUAGUUCACCCAUGCCAUGGCCUGUUAGGGGAUGAUUGUUGGGAUCCAGAAUUGCUGUAAUGCUUGUUUGUUUUUAUAUGAUACAAUGUUGUCUCUAUUAAAUUGCUUCUUAUUUAAGCUUCUCUGUGUUAUAGCUCUCUUCUGCCUUUCUCACCCAUAUCUGGCCUCACAAUAGUUCAAUUUUCUGCAGAACAGUCCAGAUUUUGGGGUUGUGUUCCGCCGUCCUGAUAUUCACUGAACACCAAGGAAGUGCCAUUGGGCAGCACGGCAUUAGCACAGUAUUAGGUAAACAGGCACUAGAACCAUGUACAUAAUUCUUAAUGGAACACUAUAGGCUCACUCACCACUUAAUCUCCUGGAAGUGGUCUGGGUGCUUUACCCUUGUUCCGUUAACCCUGCAGCUUUAAACAUUACAGUUUUAGAGAAACUGCAGUGUUUGUCUUGCAGGGUUAAGACUGCCUCUAGUGGCUGUCUCUCAGAGACGAUUCCUACAGUUUUACAGAGUUUAGCUCCGUGAAACGACACGUGAAACGUACGGCGUCCUGAAAAUCCCCAUUGGAAAGCAUUGAAAACUUUGUAUUCCUAACGUUAUAGGGUUCCUUUAAGCAGCACUCUGCAUGGGCCUGCAUGUAGAUGGCCUGCCAGAUAGUCUGUCAGUCAGUAGCACUGGCGAUGACCCCUUCCCCCAUAAUGUCCUGCUCCCAUAUCCCAAUCUCAUAUUUAUAUACUUUCUUCUAUCCACAUUUAUCACCACCACUAUUUUUUUGUGAACUUUGUUGGACACAACGAGCAGAGAUUAUCCUGUUAUACCUCAAAAAUGUCUUGACUUUCACGGUUUCUUGCUCUGUCCUACAGGUCUGUAUACUAUGACUUCUUGACUAAUAAAAACUGGAAAAUAAUAAGGAUACUCAUCAUUUAAUUAAUAAACUAAACAUUUCACUAACUCAUGCGUUCAUAAAAAAAAAAAAAUAUUCCAUUGAUUUAGGAAAAAGGGUUUGUUUGUUCCUCCCAGAUAGACUCCUGAUUCCCUUGCGUCCUCUCUUCAAUUCACAGUAUUUAAACUCCAUUGCAGCUCAUGAUCGAAUCUGGCGGUCUUAGAGGACCUACCUUGUUACCUUGCUCGGUCGCCAUGUGUUCGUGCCGGGCUGGUGCACCGCCUCCAUUUUGUUUUCCUAUGCCCCCUAUGAUCCCCCCCUUUUUUUCUUUACAUUUUCCCCUUCCCCAUUCUUCUCUUUUCUGCACUGCUUCUUUUUUGCUUUUUCUUCCUAUUUUUUUUGUCUGUUUCUCUGUGUUUUGUUGCUGUUUUGUCAUCUCGUUUCUUUAAAUAUUAAACUUUGAGGAAAAUGCAUAUACAUUUUAACCUGUGAUAGUAUUUCUUUCCUGUUUGCAUAGUUUUAAUCUGAUUAUUGUUACGUCUCCUCGUAUGGAACCUUACUGACAUCUCCAGACUGGCAGGAUGUGACAAGGAAAUUUCAUAAUUUAAUAAAAAACUAAUUGGAAAAAUAGCCAAGUUGAAGAAUUUUCAAUUUCUGUUACUUUUGGCUAAAUAUUUGCAUUUUCAAUGUUUAAUGUAGUUGUUCUGGUGAGUAUAAUAGCUCCCUUCAGGCAUUUUCAUGUAAACAUUUCCCUGUGGGAAAGCAUUGGGUUGGCUAAAAAUCAGCCAUUUUGAUGAUUUCACAAAGGGGCAGAGCCAGCGCUGGCAAACCCGCCCGGCGCUGAAAUAAGUUUUAAACCUUUAUAGGGGGCCAAAGGGGGGUCAAGCCACCUAAAUGAUGAGUUUAGCACUAUAGGGUCAGGAAUACAUGUUUGUGUUCCUGACCCUAUAGUGAUCCUUUAAGACUGAGUCAUAAACCGUGAAAUCUGUGCUAUUAAUUGAGAUUGCCAUAUAGAGUCCUCAUCUCAACCACUAGGGGUCAUCCUAGUGAGUGCUCAGUGAUACUAGCUGUCACGAAUAUGGUGCCACAAUAUAAUAUUAGACAGCUCUUUCUGCCUUCGACUUAAACUUGUCUUCACUAGCAGGGUACACUUUGCCAUUAGGGAACAUUGAGUGGCUGGAAAAUAUGUAGGUACAAAAUAGUUUUUCUCAGUCUAAUAUUACAAUGGAGAAGCCUGUUCAAUUUUCCUUACUUCGGAUGUGUUUCUCCCUUUUCCUUAAUUUCCUUUUUUUAACAGUAUAUUAUUUUUUGCAAAUUUUUUAUAUUUUUAUUCAGAAACUAUGGGUUCUGGGUAGAAGGGUGACCACUACUGGUAGAUGGUUAUUAUUACCCAGUUCUUGUACCUCUGCCCACACAAGUUUGAAUGUCUUCACCAAGGGCUAAUUUCACUGAGCACUCACAGGAUGACCCCUAGUGGUUGAGAUGAGAAUUAUGUUUAGUUCAUUAGGAUGACCCCUAGUGGUUGAGAUGAGAACUAUGUUUAGUUCAUUAGGAUGACCCCUAGUGGUCGAGAUGAGAACUAUGUUUAGUUCAUUAGGAUGACCCCUAGUGGUUGAGAUGAGAACUAUGUUAAGUUCAUUAGGAUGACCCCUAGUGGUCGAGAUGAGAACUAUGUUUACUAUUGUUCUUCCCCUUUUUUCAAGAGAUUACUGUGAAAUAGCCGCAUCAGACGAGAGUGAUGCAUUUAAAUAUUUAUUACUGCCUCGAAACAGGUUGGGUUUUACUAAUUAGAGAAACUAUAGAAUUGUUCUUUUAAACACUAUGAGUCAAUAUUUACUUUUGGAAUUUGACUUAUCAUGAAUUUCAAGUCAUUACUUUUUUGGAAACUACACUAAUAAAGGUUAUGUUUUAGAUUUUAUCCGAUCAUUUAUCGUGCAUUUCGGUUUGAAAAGAAGGCUAGAACUAGUCGGUCUGGUGGUGGAGCAACCAUGAUAUUUCAGGAAUGUAUGUGAAAACUACGCGUGUUUCAAAGAGGCAUCAAAAAAAAAAUUACAAAAGAGGGAUACGUGAAUGUGACGAGACCAAUCUCGCCACUGUGCAUUGGAGGAGCCUGGUUGCCCGCCUGCUGCCUUUAGACUAUGGCCCCAUGUUGAAACACUUGAUUUUCCCCUGGUGCUUGCCCUGUUUGAGUGGUGAUACCCCAGAUAGCUAUGCCAUGGAGCCCAUUCGUAUAAUGAAAGACUAUGGGAAAGACUUUGGCUCCAUGGCAAUUGAACUGUAGGUGUGUGCUCUGAGCGCCAUUCAGUAAUAAUGUGCGCUCAGAUCUGAGCUAUCUGGGGAUAUGUUGAAUGUACCUGUUUUAUGCAAUGGCUGCACAGUUAUAUAUUUUUAUGUAUUUUACUGUCUUUUGCUGCCAUGUGUUCAAUGGAGUUUUGCCUCUGUCCUUGGAGAUAAUUGUAUUACUUCCCAAUUAUCUCCAGGAUAGAAGACUCAGUGGAACUGGUUUUGGGCAGAAAAGCCAUGCUUCAUUUGGUCACAAAGGACUACGAUCUAUCUUUUUGAACCACUGGACCAAUUUGUGUGAUUUUGACAUAUGUUUGUAUUUGGAGUAUGCUGAUUCUGAAAAUUUAAGUUUUAUGCGAAUGUGAUACAUACUUUUAAAAUUAUGAAUAAAGUGGAAAAACUGUAUUUCUCUGCUUGUUAUAAUUACAUUACCCAUUGUGUAAGUAAUUGUAUCACAGGCAGAGGGGAGGAUUUUGUGUGGGAGUGUCUGUGUGUAUUGAAUGUGUUUAUUGGUUGUGUUCUAAAACCCUGUGGGUGGUACUAAUGUGUAAGAAUGUGUACAUAAGAACAAUAAACCCACAGCUCUGUCUGUUCACUGCUUAACCCUCAAAACGGAGCCUUGUCUUGUUCUUGGGGGUAUUUAUUGUAUGCUGUUCCAGUUUGACUGCUAGGAGUGUAAACCUAUUCAUAUGGUUUUUCCUAUUUGGCUGUUUACAGCAUUCAUAUGGUUCCGGUUCAGCUGUUUACGGCAUUCACAUGCUUCUCCGGUUCGGUGGAUUGGUGUCUACAGUAGCUGCCUGUAAAUCUGGAAGGGAAUAUCUCCUAAACGGCUUUUAACCCCUUUUAUGCCGGGGUGCCAUUACAGUCAAUGUUCAAGCAAGGUUGGGUGGUUGAAAACUGAUGUUCACUUACUUUGAAUUAUCACUUCAGUAAACAAAGCCUGAUGGAAAUAAAAUGAUAUAUUCUCCACUAAACAGGAAUCCAAGUAAGUGCAUUAGAUGGAGGUCUUGGAAAACCAUCACAUGAUAAUAUAAACAAGAUAUGAAGGAACAAUAAAUCAGAUUUCAGGCAUGUGCAGUGAUAGUUAUUUAAACUCUUAGUGACAGGCAGGGCAGUGCUCUUUGUCAGAAAUGUCCCCUCCCCUUGUCACCUCUGGCCUUCCCUGGCUUUAUACAGCAAUUAUAGAUCUGAGUAAACUCCCUUGCUUAAAGGGACACUCCAGGCACCCAGACCACUUCUGCCCAUUGGAGUGGUCUGGGUGCCAACUCCCAUCACCCUUAACCCUGCAACGGUAAAUAUUGCAGUUUUUAUUAAUUACUUUGCAGGGUUAAUUCCUCCUCUAGUGGCUGUCUAUCAGACAGCCACUAGAGGGACUUCCGUGUUCUUAAAACACGAAAAAGUAUUUUAAACUACGCUGGACGUCCUCACGCUAUGUAUGAGGGCCUCCAGCGCCGCCAGAUUCCCCAUAAGAAAGCACUGAAUAAUGCUUUCCUAUGGGUAGGUCUAAUGCGCGCGUGUAGCCAUUGCAGCACAUGCGCAUUAGGUCUCCCCCGCCGGCUGACAUCCAGGGACAUCAGCGCUGGAUUCAGGUAAGUCACGGAAGUGGUUUUAACCCCUUCAGCAGCAUGGGAUGGGGGGUUGAAAGGGAGGGGGGCACUGCAGGAUCCUGCAGUGCCAGCAAAACAGGUUUGUUUUCAUGGCACCGGAGAGUCCCUUUAAUCAGACCCCAGGCAGCCACUGGGGCUAUUGGGGGAGAGAAAAGAUAAUAUUAUACACUUAGAUUUAAUAGGGGCCCAGAUCUGCUGCUGUGCUCUCCCUGUGUUACUACAGAAUGGCUUCUUGCUUCUCUUUGCUGUGGGCACUGUAACCCCACCCCCUGGUGCUGUUAGCCAAUGAUGGUCCCUAAAUAGAGAGGCCAGUAGCAUGCCUCCACUCAUGGGCAGCUGGCUUGGCUGCCCGAAUGGCAACUUAAUGGAAAUUCCUGAAAUUCGUUCUUAAUGGACACUAGGCAUGUGCAAAGCUGCUGAAACAGGGCAGAUUUUAAACCAUUUUCAACAUGCAUAGAUGUUUUUAAAGGGACACUGUAGGCAUCCAGACCACUUCAGCUCAUUGAAGUGGUCUGGGUGCAGUGUCCCUAUUGCCAGUACGCAUUAGAGCCCGCUUGUCUAGGAAUAGAGAAGGAGGAGGAGCUUUGACCUAGCACCAAGGGACAUCGGAGCUGGGAUAAGAUAAGUAAAUAAAGGGUUUUCAACCCUUUAUUCACUGGGGAGAGGGGGGCACUGAAGGGCGGGGGGGGGGAAGAGAGGCAGGGGGAGCGAUAGUGCCAUGGUAUUUGUAUUGCUGGCACUAUAGUAUCCCUUUAAGAAAGAAUCUCUAGAUUGACACCAGUGAGGGGAAAGGAAUCCUGCAGAACUGAAACCUAUAACAAAAAAAGGGACACACAUUUUUUCCCUACACCUUUCCCUCCAGAAAUAUAAUCUUGUGUUUCUAAACUACUGAAAAUAAACUUUUUCCCCACAUACAAACUGGUGGGACAUUGCCCGAGGUGUCCUUCUGGACGAGCCCCAACUGAUGUAGACAAUAAAGUGCGCUGUAGACCCUGCAUCCUAAAAUAAUAUUAAUUUGUGCUUAAAGAAUGUUAAUGUAUACAUCUUUACAUGUACCCAGGCUAUAGCUGUAUCCCAAAAGAUUACUGACAUUUUGUUUAUAAUGGAAGCUUAAAGGAACACUAUAGGUCAGGAAUACAUACUCAAUAUGUAUUCCUGACACUAUAGUUGUAAAUGCACUGUUUAGGUGACCAGAUCCGCUUGCACCUGUUAAAAAGAUAAUUUUACUCAAUUUAUUUCCCGUGCUGCGCUGGUCCUGUCACAGCUGACUCUGCCCCGCUGUGCCUCCAUGGCUGUGAUCAUCAAAUUUAACGAUUACAGCCAAUCUAAUGCUUUCCUAUAGAAAAGCAUUGGGAGGCUAUUGUGCAUGCAUGGCAACAUACAGCAUUGCGGCAAUUAGCAAAUACUCUUAGAGAUACAUUGAAUCAAUGCAACUCUAUGGGGAAGUUCAGUGCCUUCAUGCAGAGCGCAGAUAUGCGGAACACCAGUGCUGCACAGUGUGCACACCAGUGCAGCACUGACCCAGGAAGCACCUCUAGUGGCUGUCUGAGUGACUGCCCCUAGAGGUGUUACUAAGUAAACAUUGUCUUUUCUCUGAAAGGCACUGAUUACAUUAAAAAGCCUGCAGAGACAGACAGUAGAUCCCAGAACAACUACAUUAAGCUGUAGCUACAAUUAUUGGCAGACAGCCUGGUGUGUUCUGGUGACUGUAUUGUCCCUUUAAGUAUAAAUCUAUGCUAUCCAGGCAGCUCCAGAGUGCUGCAGAGAUGCUUCAGUUGUUGUCAAACUGCAGAAAACUGAUAGUAUGCCUCCCAACUGUCCCAAUUUCAGUGUAAUGGUCCCAAUUUUCUGGUCCAGUCUUGCCAUCUGCCUUAGUUCCCUGGUGUCCUGAUUUUGGGGACAUCAGGGGGCUUCCCCCAACAAUCAUAGUACAUGUGCAUCAGUAGAAGCUGUAAUAUGGAUGGUUAUGCCCCCUCUCCGGUGGUUCUGCACUCUUUUGGGCAGAGCCAGUUGUGCAAUUGUGUUGCUGGGCCUCCCCUUUACUCCCCACCCACCGACGUCCAAAUUCAGGGACUGCUCACAUUGGGAGGUAUGCAGUGGAGGCUCAUUACUAGACACCUACUGCUACUAAUUUGUACAGUAGCCCUUUACAUAUGAGCUAAUUUUCCAGUUAGAGAAUAGGUUGUCUAGUUAAUGUGGAAAUUGUACAGCCCACGGCUGGUUUCUAGUAAUUGAUCCUUUUUGAUCAUAACCCAUGCUUUAGUUUAAAAAAAAAAAAGCUGUGUUUGAAACUGUGUCCAUUGCUAAGGGCACCUGCAGAAACGCAGGGUGAAGUCUGGAACACAAUACCUAUAUGUGCUAAUUUUCAUGUCAACCUGGGAACUCUGGGAUAGUUGUGGAAACAUGAUUUCUCAAGUUUCCUUGCCCAAGGGGGGCCUCUCAAAGUCCAGCUUGAGAUAGGCAGGUGAUGCACACAGUCAUUUUUGUAUUUGUGUGGGAUGUCUUAUUGAGUUUGGUGAGACAUAAAUUAAAGGUACCAAUAUCAUCCCACGGAGUAGCCCCAAAAGCACAAAAAGUACAAAAGUCACACAAUUUAGCACUCCACGAAAAAGAAACAAUAAACCCAGUUAUCGCAGAGGUCCUCCUCUUAAUGGAACACAAUAGUGUAAGGAACACAAACCUGUAUUCCUGACUCUAUAGUGGUAAAAUACCAUUUAUAUCCCCGGCCUGCUCCCCUUGCAGUAAACGGGUGAGUGUGCACAAAUUUUUCUAUCGCCUCACCAGUUUUGCUGCGGAUGGUCCAACCUCCGUGGCUGAGAUCAUCAUACUUGAUAAUCUCAGCCAAUCCACUUGGGAGGCUAUUGAGCAUGCGCAGCAAAACUGUUCUGCUCUGCGCCAAUCAGCAUCUCCUCAUAGAGACGACUUGAAUCAAUGCAUCUACAUGAGUAUAGUUCAGCGUCUACAUGCAGUGCUCAUUGUGCAGCACAGACACAGGAAGCACCUCUAGGAGGCGUCUGAGUUACUGCUACUAGAAGUGUUCCUAGGCAGCAAUGUAAACACACCCUUUUCGCUGAAGAGCCUGCAGGGACAUGCUAUAGCCACCAUAAUCAAUUAAAAUAGUUGUUCUGGUGACAAUGGUGUCCCUUUAAUUUGAAAUUCAUAAUAUCAAUAACAAUGGUAGGUGGGCAACGAAAAAUAGACAAGGUGCUAACUAAACAUAGGGAGGGGGCCGAUACCACACACCAAGCGAGCUGGUUGCAUUUUUGAGUCUACAGGAGACAAUUUCUUAACAGCUUUGUAUGUAGACAAUGCUAUAGGUUGCUAUACAUUGCUGUAUGUUGCUGUGGUUCAUUGUAUGUACUGCUAAAGUGAUUCAUAGUAACAUUGUCAGGUGUGGUAUUUGUCUUUCGAGGAAAUAUGUGAUAACAAAGUAAUGAAUAAUGAUUCAGCACAGAGCUGCAGACGCCCUUUACAGUGUGUUUAUUCAGUUAUUAAAAUGCUGUGAUUCAAAUGGGCUUAUUCCCAUAGUGUCAUGAAUACAAAGUGUACUUUUAAAAAUGCUGUUUAAGCGACCAGCUUUCAUUCAAAAAAUAGUUUUUACUCACCUUAUCUCCAGUGUCAAGCCAGUCUUGUUGCCCCUGCCCCCUGCUCCACACUGCUUCUUUGGGCGAGAUCAUCAAAUUUGAUGAUAUCAACUAGUCCAGUGAUGGCGAACCUUUUUGAGCCCGAGUGCCCAAACCGCAAUACAUGCCAACAUUUUUUCUCCUUAAAGUGCCAACACGGCAAUUAAACCCAAAUACUGAGGUUUAAGUUUAGAAAAAAACAACUCGUACUGUUGUCCGAACUAAUAACUUUUGUUUUAAAAGAACACAGAUAGUUCAAUUAUACAAAUUUUAAAUAAUGAUAUAAAUAGAUAAAAUUAAGCUUAUAUUUAUUAGUAUCUCCAACAAAUGCAAUACAUACACACACAGACUGCUGAAUACAUACACACAGUCUGCUGAAUACACACACACAAGACUGCUGAAUACAGAGACUGAUGAAUACACAUACAGACAGACUGCUGAGUACACACACACAGACUGCUGAGUACACACACAGACUGCUGAGUACACACACAGACUGCUGAGUACACACACAGACUGCUGAGUACACACACAGACUGCUGAGUACACACACAGACUGCUGAAUACACACACAGACUGCUGAAUACACGCAAACACAGACAGCUGAAUACACGCAAACACAGACAGCUGAAUACACGCAAACACAGACAGCUGAAUACACGCAAACACAGACAGACUGCUGAAUACACGCACACAGACUGCUGAAUACACACAUACUGCAUUGAGGUGGGGGGUGCGUGUGUGUGUGAGUGUUGUAUGUGAGGGGUGCUGUGUGUGUGUGUGUGUGGGGUGCUGUGUGUGUGUGCUAUAUGUGUAAGGGUGCUGCGGAGGGGUAGGGGUACUGUGUGUGAGGGGUAGGGGUACUGUGUGAGGGGAGUAGGGGUACUGCUGGGAGGGUUGGGGUACUGUGUGUGGGGGUAGGGGUACUGCUGGGAGGGUUGGGAGUACUGUGUGGGGGGGGGUAGGGGUACUGCUGGGGGUACUGUUUGUGGGGGGUAGGGGGUACUGCUGUGGGGGGUAGGGUACACUGCUGGGGGUAGGGGUACUGUGUGGGGGGUAGGUGUACUGCUGGGGGUUAAAGGGGUACUGCUGGGGGUUAAGGAGGUACUGCUGGGGGUAGGGAGUACUGCUGGGGGUAGGGGUACUGCCGGGGAGGGUGAGGGGUACUGCUGGGAGGGAGUAGGGGGUGCUGCUGGGGAGGGUGGGGGUUACUGCUGGGGAGGGAGGGGGUUACUGCUAGGGGGUGGGGGUUACUGCUAGGGGGGGUAGGGGGUGCACUGCUGGGGUUAGGGUUACACUGCUAGGGGUUAGGGGUACUGCUGGGAGGUGGGGGUUACUGCUGGGGGUAGGGGUUACUGCUGGGGGUAGGGGUACUGCUGGGGGAGGGUGGUGAGGGGUUACUGCUGGGGAGGUAGGGGUUACUGCUGGGGGUAGGGGGUUACUGCUGGGGGAGGUGGGGUUGCCUGCUGGGGAGAGUAGGGGUUACUGCUGGGGGUGGGUUACUGCUGGGGAGGGUGGGGGUUACUGCUGGGAGGUAGGGGUUACUGCUGGGGGGUAGGGGUUACUGCUGGGGGUGGGGGUACUGCUGGGGAGGGUAGGGGUUGCUGCUGGGGGGUGGGGUUACUGCUGGGGGUGGGGGUACUGCUGGGGGUGGGGGUUACUGCUGCUGGGGAGUGGGGGUUACUGCUGAGUGGGGUUACUGCUGGGGGUAGGGGUUACUGCUGGGGGUGGGGGGUUACUGCUGGGGGGGGGUAGGGGUGCUGCUGGGGAGUGUAGGGGUUACUGCUGGGGGGGGGUAGGGGUGCUGCUGGGGAGGGUAGGGGUGCUGGGUGGUAGGGCUACUUCUAGGGGGGUAAGGGUGCUGUGUCAGUAUACCCCCCCUCCCUCCCUCCUUCCUUCUUACCUUUAAUGAGGGGGAAGGGGGGGGGGACACAGCGAUCCCUGGUGGUCCGGUGGUGGUAAGCACUGCAGGGGGAGGGCUCCAGGAAGCAGCUCCCCUGUCCUCUCGCGCAAUGCUGUGUGGAGCGUUGCCAUGGUAACGUGCGGCAACGCUCCACACAGCAUCGCGCGGGAGGACAGGGGAGCUGCUUCCUGGAGCCCUCCCCCUGCCUCCCGACACGGAAGCAGAGUAGGCGCCUGCCGUUUCGGGCAGGCAGGCGCCUACUCUGCAUUGAUGGCGAACCUGUGGCCGCGUGCCGACAGAAAGGGCCUGGCGUGCCACCGGUGGCACGCGUGCCAUAGGUUCGCCAUCACUGAACUAGUCCAAUGCCUUCUCAUAGGAUAUAUUUGGGAGGCUAUUGCGCAUGGCGACAAAACAUUGCUCUGCACUAAUCAUAAUCGCCUAUGCAUCACUAUGGGAAGCGUUCAGCAUCUCCAUGCAUAACAUGGAGACGCUAAACGUCAGUGCUGCUGCACACUUUGCAGCACUGACCCAGGAAGCACCUUUAGUGGCCAUCUGAGUGACUGCCACUAGAGGUGUUACUAGGCAGCAAUGUAAACAGAGAAAAGGCAGUGUUUACAUUAAAUAGUCUGCAGGGAUAGGUGGUAGACAUCAGAACAACUACAUAAAACUAUAGUGUCCCUUUAAAUAGUGAGUGGAUGUGAGUUUAUAAUAACUUAGUUGAAGUUUUUUUUAAAUGUAUUUUUGGAUGUGUGUUCCAUUUUUACAUGUUACUGUGUUCUAAUACAUUUAGAUUGAUAUGAUGUCACUCCACAACUGAAACAAAGGCAUUCCAUGCAAAUCAACUUACAUUUCCCAUGAUCCCUUCUUAUUCUAAGGAAAAUUUCCCAACAUAAUUGUGAAAUGAGUUUCUAUUGAAGUAAAUGUCAAAUUAUCUCCCCAAGCAGAAAAAAAAAGAAAGGUAAUAAUGUAUUUGUAUAAAAAGGUAAAACAUAUCAUCAUUAAUAUUUUAAGAUGGUGGUGUAUAUUAUCUGAUCAAUCAAAUUCAUUGUAUACCGUAACUGUGGCAUUGCCACUUUAACCCCUUAAGGACACAUGACAUGUGUGACAUGUCACGAUUCCCUCUUAUCCCAGAAGUUUGGUCCUUAAGGGGUUAAGGUGGAGGUGACAUUUUCACCAUAUCUUACCAUAAAGCAUACACUUUGCACUAUUUUUAAAUACAUUUUCAGUAAUUUCUCCACAAUCCCCAGGCUAUUAAGAACAAUUGAGGAUUAUGGGAGAAUAGAUGCAUGCAUUUGUCAUUGUAAUAAUUCAUUUCUGAAUCAGGUAUUUAUUUACUUGCCAAACAAGUUUCCAGAGGAAAAGUGUGUGAGUCAAACGGUUAACUGUUCUUCAUUAUUGUUUUAGUUUUCAGUUAUUCCUUGGGAGCCACACUUAUUUUCAUAGGUUUGGUAUCAUAACCUCUCUCCAGGAAUUUCUGUCUCACAAUCAAGUCUUGACAGUGACAGCAUUGGAAUGGCUAGUCUCACGAAAUAACCUCUCCUGCCCUUCAUUCUUAUAAGUUAAAGGGAUCUAGGGUCCGAGUGUGCAAUGCAGCUGUUUGCUGGUCUGGCUGGUGUGUAGGGCUAGGGAAGAGGCUCGCUGGCUAACGUACUGGCUCAUAGGGCGGCUGAGUUAUUGGCUAGCAUUAUGGUCAGAUUUCAAGAUUCACAGGUUGGGUGGGUUAGGAUAUCCAGUGAAAACGGUUUAACAAUUCUCCUAUCAGCUCCCGUGAGAAUAUUCCUAUGGCACUACAAGAGAGAUAUGCUUAUCAAUGAGUAAGUCUUUAACGUAUCGUGACCCAGUGCAACUUACAUCAUGGCGUGUAGAGGCUUCGUCCUGUGUGCCCUCGUGCUGAAUAUCUGCAUCUUCUGCAUAGAUUAGAAAGUGUUGGGAGCGUAUAUAACCCAUAAACCCUUGCUCAGUGAUGCUUUAUGGGAUAUGUAGUUCAGCUCGAAAGUAUUUUAAAUCAUGAAAAGACAAAUAAAAAUACUGAGCAAGGUAAAAUAGAAGCCGUGACAGCUUUUCUAUUAGUUUGCAGAAUACAGUAAUUAUUCUUUUUUAUUUAAGCGCAUUAAGCUAUUUAUUCAGUACAAUGUGCCUCUUUAUAGCAUACAUAAUUGCCAGUUUAAUUAUUCUUCCUCACCUCCACCCAGAUUAAUAUUACUGGUGUUUGCAGAUGGAGGCUGUGCAGAGUUAUUCUCGGUGGAGAAGCUUGCUGUCUCUGGGCCAUACAGAAACAGAGACAGCUUCCGCCUCUCCCUCACACUCUGACACCAUGUUGCGACAUUGAUUCCUGUAGGGCCAAACUCCACCCCCCACAAAAUCCAUCUGAUGUAUGUAUGUGACUUGCUAGUUAUGUGUGUUAUUGUGUGUCUACAUGGGCUAGUAAAAAUCUAUUUAAAUGUCUGAGAUUGUGUAAUUGGUUUCACUUUACGUGAAAUUGGUUUACUUAUAUGUUGCUGAUGAGGAAUGAUGAUGAGUGUUAAUUAGGUAUGUGUUAAAGGACCACUCUAGGCACCCGGACCACUUCAACUUAAUAAGGUGGUCUGGGUGCCUGGUCCAGCUAGGGUUAACCCAUUUUUUUUUUUAUAAACAUAGUUUCAGAGAAACUGCUAUGUUUAUAAAUAGGUUAACCCAGCCUCUGAAGCCUCUAGUGGCUGUCUCAUUGACAGCCGCUAGAGAAGUAAACCAAAAUCACAGUGAGAAGACGCCAGCGUCCAUAGGAAAGCAUUAUGAAUGCUUUCCUAUGAGACUGGCUGAAUGCGCGCUCAGCUCCUACCGCGCAUGCGCAUUCAGCCGAAGAGGAGGCGGAGAGGAGGAGGAGAGCUCCCAGCCCGGCGCUGGAGAAAGGUAAGAUUUUAACCCCUUCCUCUCCCCAGAGCCCGGCGGGAGGGGGACCCUGAGGGUGGGGGCACCAUAGUGCCAGGAAAAUGAGUAUGUUUUCCUGGCACUAUAGUGGUCCUUUAAAGAGAGAAUGCAUAACUGCACCACUAAUUACAUUUUUGCCUUAUUCCUAGGUUUCAGGAAUGGAGUCGAAAUGCUAGAAAAAUUGGGUAAUCCCCGCUUGUACUCUAGAUCCCUGUUAUACUCUAGAAAUGUAAUAAAAAUGUAAUAGCAUUUUCCAGGUUGUGAGUGUCUCGUUUUUAGUUUUACCAUGUACAAAAUAACUGCUUUGCUUGUGAUCAAUCACAGCGAUUUCAAAAUGUCAACAACCUUUCGUAAGGUGCUGUGGGUUUAUUAACAGGUUGGCAUUUGAAUCAUUGUACUAAUGCGUCUUAUGUAUUUUCUAAGCUCCCUAGCUAGGGGAUAUGAGGGUUGUGUGAUUUAAGAACAUUCUAGAUUGCUCUGCCCAAAAGCAAUCAUAUUCAAAAUAGUUACUAAUAAAUACACAUUUCAAUAACUGUGAGAUAAGUCUCAGAACCUAAAAUAACCCGUACCUACCUCCUUCUAAAAAUACAUAAAUAAUUGUGAGUAUCAGAGCUCUUGGAAAUAAUUCUUUAUUUUUGUACUAAAUGACAGGUUUGUGUAAUUCAUUGCUUGUGUAACGCCCACACAAUACCUGCCUGGUUACAGCCACUAAAACAAGAUAAGGAAGUAGGUGUGUAUGCCUUUAAAAGCCCAGAGUUGUUGAGCUGGUUUCAUUGUUUUGUAACGUCACGAAGGACUUCUGAGAGUGAAUGAGACCGAGAGCCACUGUGCCAGUUACAGGGGUAAGAGGACAGGACAAAGAUAUAAUAUUAUAUGAAAAAAAUGGAAUGUAAUAAUGACUUCCUAAAAUAGAACUUUAUGAACUCUAACUGCCAGGGAAGAAUGCUACCUAAAAUCGUAUCGCUACCAAUGGCAACAUUUAUGAUAGAUUUUUGUAGAAAUGGGUGGAUAUACUGCAAAAUCAAAACCAAAUCUGAUUUCUGAAUAUUUCCAGACAGCUUCAAAAUUCGACAGAUUUUUUUCCAAUUGCUACUCUAGGAAAGCAUUUAUAUACGGAGUAUGGGGGCUGUUAGUCUGCUUAUAGGGCUGUACAUGGGAUAAAUAUAUGUUGUAAUUCAUGGCUUCUUAUAAACAUGUCACAUUAUCAGGUUUAUUCACUGAAGUGAGGAUUGUCGGGAAUUCAAAGUGAAUUUCAAAUUUAAGGUUUACGAAGCCUUAACUGAUUUGGAGAAUUUUUCCACUUUGGAUAUUUUCGCCUUUAAUUUGAAAUUUAUGUUGAAUUCUUGAAAAAUUCUAAUUUUAGUGAAAACACUGUAUGUCUAUAAAUAUACGCUGUACUAUAUGUUUUAUUUUUGAAACGUUUUUUGUGUGAAUGUCAGUAAUUGCCUUACAAUAAAUCGAGAUUAAUAUUAUGAUUAGGCAGAAUGCAAGAUCGGGCCCACCUCCUAGAGCCCUCGGUGUGCGUGUGCCUGAGUUUGUGUGUGUGCGUGUGUGUGUUGCAGCUGCAUGGUGUGUGUGCAUAUGUGUGUGUUGUGGCUGCAUAGUAUGUGUGUGUGUUGCGGCUGCAUUGUGUGUGUGUGUGUGCGCGUAGGGGGCUGUGAACUGUGUGAAGGAGAGGUUGAGCUUUCCUCUAUACGCUAGUUGAGAGAGGGGGUUAUCUCCCAGAUUUCAAAAUGUUGGACAGGUCCCCAGGAAUUAUAUUUGCAUGGAUAGUACCUCAAAACGCAGGAAUAACACAGCAAGUUUGUGACUGUUGGCACCUAUGUAUCCCUGGUGGUCCAGCAGAGCUGUGGAGACCAUUCCCUGGUGGUCCAGUGGGGAAGUAUUGUGGUCUUCCCCAAUAUUGGGUGCAGAUCACUUAAAAAACUUCCUUGCUGUUCCAGCACUCAGUCAAAGACUCGAUACCCUGGUUGUGGUGCUCUGAGUUAUUGAGUAGUGCCGGGGGACUGCGAGGGAGUUUUGGGCCGACCACCAAACUUCCUCAAUUGCAGUGAGAGGGCGCAUGGCUGAGCACAGAGAUGUAUCACAUACAGAGCCAUAAUGCCAGGCUCAAACAUGGGACCAUCCGAGCCAGGGCGUCAGGUGGUUCGCCUAAUGGCUAAUUAUAGUGAGCUGGAAUCCUAGUGGCAAAAUUAGGCCUAAAUAGAGAGCUGGUCAUGAAAAUUCUAACUCUGCUAAAGUUACAGCUUGGUAUUUAAAUCUAGUUUUUGACACGCAUUUUAAUUUUCUACAGUGUACUCAAAUUUAGUGAAUAUACACUGUAGGUCACAUCCCGCAACAUUAGCCUUACACGAAUCAAUCAAUGUAAAUGUUUCUUCAUACCCUUUGAUUUGGGUGUAAAUAUUUAUUUGGUUUUUUUAUGCGCUGGAUCUCCAGGAACCCUAAUCUGUUUGAAUGGAGUGGAGGGAGCUUGGCACCCCGCUGGCACUAUGCCUGGUAGGAAAGACGAGAGGCACACUCCAUAGCCUGCACCCUACAGCUCACAAGGUGUUAUGAUAGAGUUCCCCAACGCCAGUACUUAAGACUAUGAUAAGAUCCCUGUUUUGGGGCCCAAUAAAUAGCUCUUUCUUCCUUUAUUCCUUUGACACUGUUGGGUAAAACAUAUUUUUUCACCUUUCGCAAAUUAGCCAGCUUCUGGCAGAAUGUGUGAUAAAUAUGCUUUGUGAUGCAUCGGGCUGUAGUUCUAAAAAGCUAUUCUAAUGUAAUGCUCUAAAAGUGGAGCAGUGAACAUGGAAAUCAUCAGGAUGCUAACGCCCAUUGCACCACUCUUAGUAUUUUCCACCAAGAAUAAUUUACCAAAAAGAUGAGCCAUUGUCUCCAUGAACACGUUGUGUAUAAAAUAUGUAUGAUAAGAUAUGAAAUGCAUGGGAUCUAUUGAUUGUGUACAUUAACCACUCAAUGCUGAUUGUAAUCACUCUUGACGCACCAAAAUAAUACUCUGAAACAGGAAGGGCAAAGGGACAAAUGGAAUUUUGUGUUGGAAACCCGUUACUUAGCAAUAACAAGACCAUUAAUCCUGCACACUGCACCAUAUUGUUACAAUCAAAAGUGUACAACAAAUACAAAACUACCAUUCAUCUUAGAGGGACACUCCACUGUCCAAAUAAAAAAAUAAAUCAAAAUCACUGUUUAGUAGAUACAUCCCCAAUGAAACCACGCAUACUUUUAAUUAUGCUUUUUACCGUUGGGGUACGUUUGCAAGCCCUCCCCUACUAACCCUGCCUAGGCCUUCUGUGGCUGUCCAAUCACAGACUUCCCAAUGCAGCUCAAUGAGAAGUCUUUGCAAGGCAGGUGCUCUGGGCAAUUGCUGCCUCUUGAGUUUAGCUUAACUGAGUUAAACAAACCAGGACGUAACAGGAACCUAUUGUCUAAUUGACAGCCAGGAGGGUAUAACCAGGUCAGUUUAGAUAAAUGUCAAUUUCUACUGAAAUCUGCACUUUUUUUGUAAAAUGAAAGAAGAGGGCACACAUUCAGCAAUCUCAAGUGCUUUAUUUAUUUAUAAAAUAUUUUACCAGGAAGGAUACAUUGAGAUUUCUCUUGUUUUCAAGUAUGUCCUGGGUCCACAAAUCAUUGCAUUGUUACAUUAGGGUACGAUAAAAUACAAAAACAAUAUUAAUACACAAUAAAUACAAAAUGUAACAUAGAACAGGUAGGAAAUAUAUAAUCAACCAUGACAGGUGCAUUCUGUUUUGAGGUAUGUAGAGAGGGAUCUCUUAAAGGACUUUAGGCUUAGGGAAGAUUUAAAAUUGUGCGGGAGGCCGUUCCACAAUUGCGGUGCUCUGUAGAAGCACUGGGUCUGUAGUGACCCUUAAAGAGUUAUACUGUGUAUGAUGGGAAGACAGUGAGAUGUACAGUGAAGUGAUGGUUAACAUGUACACUCUAGACUGUAUUCCCAGUGAUUCUCAGCUUCUGACUAUUGUUCACCUCUGUCUGCACUGACAAGGAGAGACGGUUUUGGCUUAUGAUAUACUAAAAAGUCAAUCACACUGCACAACUGCUUUAGGUUGGACAGGGCACGCAAGCUAGGCUGACCCAUUGGGCAGCCCUUACACUUCGGACCACCCAGGGGCCCUGUCGGGCACCGUGGUCCUUUUAAUAGCUCACUGCAUUCUGUGGGCUUCGUAUACCGCCUGUUGGCUCGCUGUGGUCUAUGGGCUUCUUAUUACACCUGCUAGCUAACUGCCGUCAGUGAGGCCUUCUAAUUCCACCUAUUUUAGCUCGCUGUGAUCUAUUGGAGUUCUUUUUCUCCUCUUUUUUCUGAUCACGGAGCCUGAGUUUUUUUUUAUAGAAUAUAUAAACCUGUUCUAUGAAGCUCUGCUCAGAGCGAUGAAUGAGAGGCGUGCACCUUGUUAAAACAGAUUAUAGAUUCCAUAUUGUGAGAAACAUGGUAUUGUAUGUUGUCACCUUAUGAAUGAAAUCAUCUGUACUAGGGGUGGAUGUGAGCAUAGUAUGUAGUUUAGGUUCUAAAGUGAGAACAGAGCCUUAAAAAUCAGAUCGCUAAAUUAAGGCCAAAAUAGCCAACCUGUGGCUAUAGUUGGGUUGGAGAAUUUUGCCAAAUCAUCUAUUUUGGCCUUAAAUGUAUAAUUCAGUUUACAGGUCACUACAACUUUCUGUUUAGCGUAUAAACCAGUAAAACGUAAAUUGUGGUUAACUAAAAGCUGAGUUGCAACAUUUAGGCCAACCAGGUUUGCAAAAGCCACCAUGUUUUCUGGACAUUUUAUACUUCAAUUUUUGAGAUGGUGCUGCCCUGUUGUGUGCAGAAUUCAUAUACUGCAGUUUAGAAAUCACUACUUUAAUCAUGGAGGAACCUAAAUUAACUACUUUGAUUAGGUAUUAAAUGUCCCUCCUGCAUAUAAUUGCUACAUACAGGACAGGACUGCUCAUGAAUAAAUGAAGACUAGCCUUAAAAAAACACAUGGUGGAUCUGGAAAUCCUAUGGUUGGACAGGACUGGGCCACGUGUAUAUGUCUUCAUAUAUUAUUAAGACUACAGUAUGGCACAUUCCUUGGUCAGACUGUGUUCCAUACUGUUGAGAUGCAUCAUCGAGUCUGGUUCCUUACGUCUGACACUUCAAAGGAUAGAUAACGUUGUAUCAGUUAUCAGAAUUUUGUGUGUGUGCUCACAUUGAACAUGUGUUCUGUGAGUGCUGUUUGCUUGUUAAGCAAUGACUUGUGUGUGUGUUUCAUGGUAUCCAGCAGCUUUGUUUUGUGUACCACGGCAACGUCAAACAGCCAGUAAACUAUCAUUAAUAGGUUUCUAUCCCUCCACCUAAAACAUUGUUUGCAGACAAUUAUAACGUCAUUACAUUUAACUUCACACCCUGAGUAGAACUCGUAGCAUUGCCUCUGUAAAGACAAAACAAGUUGAACUACAGCAAAGUAUUGCAUGGUGAUACGUGACACAGUAUGUUUUGUAUGUAGAUAUUGUACAAGUCAACUGACAUACUAAUAGGGACUGACAGCUGUUAUUGGGUUUUUGUUUUUUUUUAAGCCAGUGUCAUUAGCAUGAAUUGCUGAUUUGUUGUGAAAUGCUCCCAGAAUACAUACAGAAUACAAAUGCUCCCAGAAUGAUUUGCACAUGGAACCCAAACUGAGAAUUGUCAGGGAUUGACCAGGCAACUGCAAUGGUUAAAAAUAAAUAGUUCAUAGGUUUCAACAGAAUUUGCUGGGACAGUCCUGCAUUUUGGGGUACAGACCCUGCAAAAAUAGGUCACAUAGAACUUCCCCACAUUUUGCAAUCUGGAAGCGACUGGAGAUUAGGACCGUGCUCGGAGAACUUCAGCAGCGCUCCAUGCAUGGUCUGUAGGCAGGGGCAGACUGUCAGUCAGCCUGGCCACCCACUUUAGGGGCAGGUCCGCCCCUUUGCCAGGGCUCAAUGCAGCCUCAAUCCCAGAUACCCAGUAGGUAGGCAGGGUAAAUUAGCUGGUAUGUGAGCUGGAAAUUAACUGAAUUGGAAACAUUUUCAAUUCAAUUGAUAAUGCAUAUGUGCAGUGGUGGAACUACCGUGGUCGCAGGGGUCGCAGCUGCGACCUGGCCGUUACACCGCGCGGGCCGGGCCCGCAUUUUCAGGGGCCCAUUGGGUGGCCCAUGCUGUUCGGGCCACCCGAUGCUAUGUAUUUCCAGGGGGCCCGGUCAGCGCUUUAGCAGCGUGACCGGACCCCCUUUGAUGAUGUCAGAUACUGGGAGGAAGUGACUGCCCCGGUCACUUCCUCCCAGCUACCACCGGGAGCCAUGCGGGAGGAAGGAGAGGAGGGAGUCAGAGUGGGAACACCCAUCAGGCUGAGCCACUGUACCCCAGGGAAAGGUAUGUGUGUCUAUAUGAAUGUUUCUCUGGAUGUGUGUGUCUGUAUGUGUGACUGCCUGUCUGUGUGUCUCUUUGUCUGUGUGUCUGUCUGUAUGUGUGUCUGUGUGUGUGUGUGUAUGUCUGUCUGUGUGUGUGUAUGUCUGUCUGUCUGUCUAUUUGUAUGUGUGUCUGUAUGUACGUAUGUGUGUGUGUGUUGUAUGUAUGUCUGUCUGUAUGUAUGUGUGUCUGUGUCUGCAUGUGUGUGUGUUCGUAUAUAUGUGUGUGUCUGUAUAUAUGUGUCUGUGUGUGUUUGAAUGUAUGUGUCUGUAUAUAUGUGUGUGUGUCUAUGUGUUUGUGUGUGUGUCUAUGUGUGUGUCUGCAUCUGUAUCUGUUUGUAUGUGUGGGGGGAAGGGGAAAACGUAUGGGAAGGGGACGGUAGACGUAUGAGGGGAGGGUGGCGUGGUGGUAGAUGUCGGAGGCGGGGCCCAGGACUGUUUUCGCACCAGGGCCCCGUGGUUUCUAGUUACGCCUCUGCAUAUGUGUUAUAGCUGCAUUAUCAAUGAAGCCCAGAUAUGAUGGUCCCUCAGCACCGAGAAGACCCUUAGUUAAAGAGACAGUCUAACUACCAAAAGCAUAUAAUCGCAAUGAAGAAAAGAUCCUGGUCCUGCAGACCUGUCAUUCUGUUUCUGAGAAGUGGCACUUCUCACAAUUCCCACUGCUGUAGUGACUGACAGACAGAAAGCCAAUACGGGCUUCAGAGUAGAAUAGAUUCACUAACUGAAUCUAUGCUACAUCUUGUAUCCAUGUAUGCUGGAUCCAGCAAUGCACCAGUUGUUCUCAGCACUUCCAUAUAAGAAUCAUUUCAAGUUGGUAACUUCAUCGAGGGUGAAUUGGGCUGCAGUGGUCCUGGAUUAAAGAUAAGUUUAAUUGCAGUUUUAACCCUUUUUUUUUCUUAAAUGAGGGCCAUUAAUCUAAACUAAUAAAGGAAGACAACCAAUUUUUAAGAAAAUAUUGAUUUUUAUAAUUGGCGUGUUCCUUUAAUAUCAAACUGCUUAACAAUAGGUUGCUACUAAACUGGGACAAUGACAAUGAACUCUACUGGUAAGGUUGCCCAAUUGGCUUUCUUUUUAUUUUUUCUCCAUUUUCUUUUAAAUGUUUACUAGCAUUUGACAUCAUUAUCCAGUUCAUUGCAGGCGGAGGCAGGGCCUAGUUUGAGUAGAAACAUUUUCCAACCCCUAAAUAUAAUCAAGUAAAUAUGUUUUUUUAUUUUUUUAUUUGAAAUUAAAAUAUUUCCAGGAUGUUUACUGUGAAAAUUAAGCAUGAGCUCUCAGGAGUUCUCUGUGCUUGUCACUAAAAAAAUGAAUGGGAUUUUGGAAGAAAUUUCAUUAUCACGAUAGUAUCUUGGCAUUUCCAUCACAAAGCAUUGUAUAGCGGUGACGUUUGAUCAUCGGAGAUUAUUUGCAGUGUGCCAUAACUGAUUAUUUGUCGAUUUCGAUGACCAGUUUAAAAAUUAGACAGCAGGAAGAUGCUAUAAGCUGUCUAGACAGGGGUAAAAACUGACUAACGAAUAUUAAUGGUUUUAUCCUCAAAGAUUUUUCUUGAUUAGUAAUGUGAAAAUCAGACAGGACAUAGUUGAAAAUGAGAGAAAUCUCAACGUACCCUUUCUGGUAAAAUAUUUUAUAAAUAAAUAAAUUUUACAAAUAGAAAUAUGUCUGAAAGGACAUUAUUAUUUAUUUGGAAUACUGUUCGAAAUUGUGUAUUGGAAUAAUUCUGGAAGAUCCUCAGAAUGUUUUAUGAUGAAACUUUCCUUUCUUCAUUACAGGUCCAAGGGAUAUUGUGCUAAAUAUCUGGUAGGACAUCUCUUGUGCAAUGUCUACAGCAAUCGUGGAAUGUAUCAGUUCAUUGUCUGUUAUUGCCCAGCAACUGCGAAGAUUACCUUGGAUCUUGGAAAGUGGGUUCCCAAAAAUGCCUUCUACUGUCAUGGAGUCUGAUGUUCCUCGAAUUUUCAGAGAGCCCUACAUCCAAACAGGGUAUAGACCGAUAAACCAGAACUGGAAGUAUUAUUUUCUUAGUCUUUUCCAGAAGCACAACGAGUCUGUCAACGUAUGGACGCACCUUCUGGUGGCUCUGGCCGUUCUCCUCAGGUUCCGAGCAUUUGCAGAAUCUGAGACUUUUUCCUGGGAAACUAUGUCCUUUCCUUUGGUUAUUUAUGUGUUAUCUUCAUUAACGUACCUUACCUGCAGCAUGCUUGCGCACUUGCUGCAAUCCAAAUCAGAGCUGGCGCAUUAUUCGUUUUACUUCAUGGACUAUGUUGGAGUUUGCACUUAUCAGUAUGGGAGUGCCUUGGCUCACUACUACUACAGCUCUAACCAAGGGUGGUAUGAUGUAGCUUGGCCUUUCUACUUACCAGGAGCUGCUUUCCUCGGGUGGAUGUCGUGCAUAGGUUGCUGCUAUGCAAAAUAUCGUUACAGAAGACCCUACCCAGUCAUGAGGAAGCUAUGCCAGGUUGUCCCAGCUGGUCUCGCGUAUAUCUUAGAUAUAAGCCCAGUCAUUCACCGCAUAUUGAAUUGUCACCUGGACAGCUGCACAGAUAUGUCUUUUUGGUUCCACUGUCUGCAGAUCAUUUUCUUCAUCAUUGGUGCUUAUUUCUUCUCCUGUCCAGUUCCGGAAAAAUAUUUCCCUGGUUGUUGUGACAUUGUAGGACAUGGACAUCAAAUAUUUCACGUGUUUUUAGGUCUAUGCACGUUGUCACAGCUGGAGGGAGUUCUUCUAGACUAUAACAAUAGGCAGGAGCACUUUAGAGUUCGGUACAGUUCCGGAUACACCCAAAUGUCAUGUAUAUCCUUCUUCCUGCUUAUAUUAAGCAGUGCUGUCUCUGCAAUUUAUCUACAACAAAAGAUCAAAAAGCAGCUAGCCGAGAAAGACUUCUAGCAGUGGUGCUAUUUUAUUAUAUAUAUAUUUUUAAAUUAACAAUGUAACACUCUGACUAAACUGUAUAGUAAAAUAAAACUGUGUAUUAACAGGGCUAAAAGUCAUGUUUGUAAUGGAAGUGCAACAUAAGAGUAUAUAGACAAAGCACUUGUCACUACUUGCAGAUACAACUUAGUGUUGGUGCACUACUUAAAGGGCAUCUUCGACCUUAAAAUGUAUUAAUUUAUACAUGUUUUGUUUCUAAUUCAUAGAAAGAACAAAAGACAAUAAUGGUCAAAAUUAAAUAUUUCCAAAUUGUCCGUUUCACAGUUACGCACUUAAUAAUUUGUAUAUAUAAUGUUGAAUACAUAUAUAUUGAAUUCCCUCUUCUCUGUAUGCCAGUGAGGGGUGUGAUUCAUUACCUUGUUCUCCAUUUUUGGUAGAAGCUGAUAACUUCUGGCUGCCUUGCAAAAGGUGUAAAAAAGGGAGCUGAGUUCAGAAAGGGCAUUAUUUUGUUAGGAAAGGUUUGCCCAACUCCAGUCUACUGAUGUAAUAAAGCCAUAAUUUGAAAACUUAGCGAUAUCUUCUUCCUGGAGAUCUUCCUUAAUGGGGAAGAGAAUGUGUAAAAGAUAGAUAGGUCUACCUAUGUAAGUGUGGGGGCCACCAUGAUGGAAAUCAAGAUGACUGGAAGUAAAUAUCACCAUAUCUUAUAGGUCAGGUUGGCUUUUCGAGCAACGAGUCAGGCUCUGGGCAACCAUUGAAACUCGGCUGCUUGCCACAUAUGAAGAUUAUCCAUAAUUAUUAAAAAAAAACAUAUGAAAUGUUUUGAAAAGCAAAAAGCAUGGGCAUUUUAUAGAUGAAUUAAUUUGAUGGAAAAUGUCUUGUAGAUGACCAAACCACUGGUUAAUGUAUAAAAGCUCAUGUCAUGAGAUUACCACUUUUAGUGCCUGAACUAUGGGGGAGAAUGUACUGUGCAAUGAUAUAGAUUUUGACAAAAUCCAGCCUUAUGAGUGCUCUAGACGAAGUGCCUAGACCAUAAGUGAUCCACAUGACAGAAUUUGAAAACAAUGAUGGGACUUAUACAAUGAAUGUCAAGUAGAUGCUGUGGGAGUGGACAUUUUUUAAAUCUGCUGACCUCCCUCACGUGUCCAUGAUACCAUCCUUAGCAAAUAUAAUUUAUUAUUGCUCCUUUUGCUGCUGUUUCCUUAAGAACCAAUUUUCUAUCACCCAUUUGGGGGAAAGAACUUACAUUAAGAGUUACUCAGUGGUACUGUGUUUUGGAUGUCCACUUAUCGUACAUACUGACCUCUUCCUAAAAUGUUGUUGUCUUUUUGAAAAAACCUUUUGUACUUAUAUUAUGUCUUAAAAUGUGAAUUGGUGCUGGCAAAAAUAAUAUUCUCCUGCCAAUUUAAAUGUACCUAUUGUUAUUUUAGAGGCUGCACUAAUUAACAGUUUCCAUCAGUUCCAGUUCCAAUCACCAAGUUUUAAAGUAUAAUGUUGCUGAGCGGAAAAUCUGGUUGAGGUUUCCAGGUUACACAGGAAUAUCAACUCUGGAUGCAAUGAAACCAGAAUUUCGAGAAACUUUACUGAAUGAACGUCGACACCAGGUUGCAAUGUUUAAGCUCCUGUGUCGAAGAUUAGACCAGACCAUUCCAGUGUAGAGCAUUGGGUACGUAGUAUGGAUUCUGUCUAGCAAGACUCAGAAUGUAUAGAUAUGAUAUAGAUAUGAUAUGUAGAUCCAUGUAGAUGUCUACUUAAUUCAGCAAAGCCUUUUGUACCCAUCUACCAUGCAAGGAACACUAAGAAUUCAUCGGAUGGUUCUGAGUCAUUCACGGUGGUCUACUUUAAAAAAUACACGUGUUAAGUAUAACUGUAACAAACCUCUCUCCUGGUACUGUUUAUCAUGUGUUAUUUAUUGAUUAUUCCAAUAGGGAUGCUUCAUUUAAAUUCUAGGUCCUACUGACCUGUGAACUAAUGUACUACCAACAUUCUCAACAUGUGCAGUAAAUUAAUGUAUCUGUUUUAUACUUGAUUUUUGAUGUUUACUAUGUAAUCACUUACUUGCCUUAAACUUUGUACUGAAAUGGACUUUCUUCAUUCCGUAGCAAGGCUGGUAAGCUGCCUGCUGGUAGAUAAACUCUCACAAGCCUCUGCCAGCCUCUGCUCUGCUUAACCACUUUUGGAGAAGACCAGUGAUCAGGUCAAGAUUUUCAGAAUGGGCAUACCCCAGUGUGUUUUCUAACUGCCAUGUUUACAGUUACAGUAGCAUGGCAACUAAAUAAAACAUAUGAAGGAAAAUAAUUCUGCUUGUGUCUUUGUUUUAUCAGCAUUGCAUAGUUUAAAGUGACACUAUAGACACCCAGACCACUUCAGCUCAUUUAAGUGGUCUGGGCGCAGUGUCCCAGUCCCACUUAGUCCUGCAAAGUAAAAUAUUGCAGAUUUUGAGAAACUGCAAUACUUACCUUGCAGGACUAAGACUACCUCUAGUGGUUGUCAAUCAGGACCAUGGGAGAGAGGGUGGAACGGAGGG